GUUGGGGACGCUCUCCUGGGGUUGCUAGCAGUGUGAUUUACUAAUUUUUCUGGAGUAGACUUUUUAUGUGUAUGGAAGACACAUUACAUAGAUUGCUUCCCUCCAGCCAUGGAAACCCUUUUGUGGGUUAUUCCACUAUCGGAGGUGAGGGGAGAAGACACUGGGAAUAAAGGUUCCCCUUUGGUAAUGCUAAAGCUUUGCAACUGCCACCCAAGAAAGUUUGCUUGGUAUUGAGUCUGUUGACUUUUUGGUGCUGGGUAAGUCCUUUUACAUUUUCCCAGAACAAUUAUAUCUGUUGAUUCUAACUCUGCUUUUGCUGUUACUGUUGGGGUUUUUACUUACUGAUUUAUCGUUAUUGUUAAAAUUAUUUUGAAUUUUAAGCCACUUUUGGUUGGCUUUGGGAAGAGGGGUAGCCAGUUAAUCAAGAAUAAAUGCCGAAGAGUAUUAUUAUAUGGUUGGGCUAGAUAUACAAAUGGAUCAUAUGACUGGGAUGUAAUAUGCAAGUGUAUCUCUAGCCAAUGAACUUUCUACAAACCUAAGGAAUUUGGCUUGCCCAGGAAAAUACUGUAUGAUUGCUUUGUUAGCAGUUCAUUUUGAUUCCUGUUUUUAUUUAACAUUUCCUAUAACAUUUCCUGUGAAAAUUGACACAUUGAUGCCCAGAGGAUAUGGUUUCCAUCCUGUGUGAUUCUUUGUAAUGCAAUGGUCAGGGGAAAUGGUCAAUAAAUAUAUCAAGUUAAACUUUAUUUAUUAAUAUAAAAAAUGCACACCCUGCCCUUCUGGUGCCUGUGCACCACUCAGGGUAACUAACAACAAUUAAAAUCAACCAUGCAGUGUAUGAUACAACAACCCCUUCCCUAAAAUACAAUAUAAUGAGAACAGAGCAGGGAGGUUGUUGAGUGCAUUUAGUCUGAUGAUUCCCAUCACCUUGUGUUAGGGGGAAAUAGUAAUUAUUCCUCAGUUAAACCUGAUGGGCAGCUGAGUAGAGUUACCCCACAAUGGUGAAGCGCAGUAUCACAGAACAAAUAACCACCAGCUUAGUGAUACCUUUGCACUGGUAGGAUUCUAUCACCAGCUACAUCAUGGCAUGGGCAGAGUACUACCAUGAUGGUGCAGCAGCAGGAGCAUAGCAAGGGAGAAAUGCAAGUUCAGGAGAGUGCUAGAGUUCCCACUCACUCCAGUGGUGUAACAUAUGCCUUAAAACAGGUAUCAAAACAUUGCUAUAUAAGUCAAUGGAUUGCCUUCCUCCGCAUUCUCCUCCCUUCUCCAGUCACAACAGGGAAUAGGAUUCUGUUACAGCCAGUCUCAGGAGUAUACAUGACCCACUCGAGGAAUCCUGAUCUCAUAUAUCCAGGAUUGUUGCAUGAUCUUUCUUCAUCUGUCUAUAGAACUUAGAGCAGGGGUCAGCAAACGUUUUCAGCAGGGGGCCGGUCCACUGUACCUCAGACCUUGUGGGGGGAUGGACUAUAUUUAAAAAUAUUCCUAUGUCCCACAAAUAACCCAGAGAUGCAUUUUAAAUAAAAGCACACAUUCUUCUCAUGUAAAAACACUAGACAGGCCCCACAAAUAAUGCAGAGAUGCAUUUUAAAUGAAAGGACACAUUCUACUCGCGUAAAAACACGCUGAUUCCCGGACCGUCCGCAGACCAGAUUUAGAAAGGUACUGGGCCAAAUCUGGCCCCCGGGCCUUAGGUUGCCUACCCAUGACUUAGAACAUGCAAGGGAGAGCUUUAGUGAUGUGUAUGCCAGUGAAAGCGCACUUUGGUUUCAACAAAAUGGGAAGCUUCCAACGAAAUGGGAAAGCCUUCCUGCCCAUGCCUGUCUCUUCUGUGCCCUUACAAGGACUACACAAUCAUAACAGGCACCCCAAAACUAUUGCUUUAACUGACUAGGGCCAGAUGCGCAAUGGGAUGGGGGAUGCUGUGGUGUAAGCGCCUUGUGAAUAAAAUGCCAAUGUAUUGGUGCCCCCUUUAGUUUUGCCACUCUGAGAGACCCAGAUGCCGCAUAUAAAAUGCACCUGCAGUCCUCCAGACCACACACAUGUAUAGUUAAGCUCAAUUCACUUUUCAAAUGCCAAAUAAUAUAAACCUAUCAGCAAAUUCCAGUGGGCGAUAAAUGCCACACCUUGAGAAUUUGAUACACUGGUAUCCAAAAGCCCGAUACAUUUGAGCCUAUACUUGCAUUACUUUUAUAAGACUACCACGUCUGAUCUCUGAAUCGGGCUCUUUGAAACAGUGUGUGUUUAAUCAGGUUACUCAGUGAGUCAUUCUGGGUCAUAUCACUAGCUCUUCCUCAAGCAAGAAGCUGGGGGUGGGGCAGGGAUGUGUCCAAAUACAAUAUGAAUUGUAUUGUAAGAAGGUGGGCACUGAUACACACACACACACACACACACACACACACACACACACACGUAUUUGUUCCAGUACAUUUCCUUGGUUGAAAUGCAGAGCAUUCACCUUAAAAAAGCAUUUGAAGUUUAAAUUUUAAAAUGUUUUACAUUUAAAUAAUUACAACUUGCCCUUUGCAGUACUAGAAGUGGAAGGAAAAGGAAAUGGGAUGGGUUCCUUCCAAAUUCAUGUCAUUAAUUAAAAAACAAACCAACAAGUUAUUUGCUAUCAUUAUAGUUGGAUACAUCUCACCAUCCACUCUAUCAGAACAUUAGUAUUCUAACAAAUUCAGAAGUAUGCCACCACUGCAAUAAAGUUGCAUUUCCCCCAUCCACAUGAAACCACCGAAAUAGAAUACCAGUGCUGAUUUGCAAAUAAACUUUCAAAGCUGUGGCAAGGGCUUGGGGUUUCCCCUCCCUCCCCUAAGCCAGUUCUGAGAUGAUUUCUCCAAGUAAGCCACAGUGCUCCAAAUUGCAACAGCUAGGUGAGAGUUCUUGUUGUACUCAAGUGGAACCCCUUAGCUCAAGUGAAGAAAGUUCAAUCAGAUUGGGGAGUCAUUUUUCACAGAACAAGGAGCCUUUCAUAUCUAGUCUUCUUCCUAGUUACCUAGAAUGCAUAUUAUUUUCUUAGGAAACACACCAAGGUUCAAUAGUGAUAAUACUGGCUUGUCAAAUUUAGUUCAGACUGCAUAAUGAUGAUUUUUUUUAAAGAAGCUGGAGAAAAGUCCCCUAACCUUGAUUUGGGACCUCCAUUGAUGCUUCCUUGGGACACACUCUGUACUUGAUUUUACAGUCUUCUGCUUCCUUCUCAACCUAUAUUUCUAUGCAGUUAGUAUAGGUGUUUCUGUACUCUCUGUCCACUAACAAAAUGAGGCUGUAAAUGCCACCCUGAAAACUUGAAUAUUUAAGCUGUUUAGUUUUUAAUUCAGAGCUAGAGAAGUCCAAUAUAUUACCAGUCUUACAAGCUAUAUAUAUUUAACUUCUACACAUAUGCAAGAAGUAUGUGUGUCCAGAUUUUUUUAAAGAAACAACAACAAUAAUUUAAAAGGCUUUUUAAAAAAAGGAAUUCUAGAAUUUGCAUGUGAGGAAAAGGAAAAAAAGUUGAAAGCAUGCGCUCCCUCUGCUGGCCAAAUAGAAAUUGUGAGUUACAUAUUGUAGUAUAAAAUCAGCCUACUCCAAAGCCUACUCUGGAGUAGGCCCUCAAAAUUAAGAACAUGAUUUAGAGAAAGAGGGUGAUGGGUUUAGUCCGGUCAGUUUUUACUGAUGUCAUUGUAAAGGUGGCCUAUAACAUUCAUAUUACUAGUGGGGAUAUUUAAAUUCUGAAAUGCUAUUUUUUGUGUAAGAGUGCUGAAAUAAAUAAACAAAACCCUAAUAAGACCUAUAUCUUCACACAAAAACUACAUUUUCUACAUCCCUAACAUGGAAAGAAGACUUUGCAGAAGUCUCCACUUAAAAAAAAAAAGACAAAAUAUUCCCACCUCAUAGUUUGUUCCAAGUGUGAGAUGAUUCUAGCAAAAUGAAAAAGAUGGAUCUUUUAAGAUGAUUCAUACACAACCUUUGAGGAGCAAAACUGAGCCUUCUUUCCUUUUCUCCUAAAAUCUACUAAAAUAUUUUUAUGAUUUUGUGUUAUGUUGUCAUAGCUAUUACCUCUAUAUGGACAUAAUCUCAGAGAGUUGAACAUGAAAUAAUAUUACUUUUUGUGCCUUGUUGUUACCUGAGGCCAAAAAUGUUGCUGUGACUUUGUAAGUGCCAUGAGAAAUGCUUCUCGUCUCAACCCUUUGCAUUUCAGCAGAUGCAAGCAAAACAUAUUGGCAAAGAGGCAAAAAGUGCUGUUGCUUCGCAGUUCCUAUUUGCAGGCUCUCUCCUCUCUCUCUCUCUCUCUCUCUCUGUGUGUGUGUGUGUGUGAUUGUGUGCUCUUGCUUUGAUCAUCUUUGCCUUAAAGUCAUGGACAGCAGUGGCAGACAGCAGCAUGUUAAGCAUACUGGGAAUUGCAGCUCUGUGAGGGCAAACUAAAGUUCCCCAGGAAACUUGGGGGGAAAUCACGUGCUAAAUGUUCUUUAAAUGUAUGGUGCGGAUGUUGAGCACAGUGGGUUCCACCAGUAUGGUGGUUUGAGCUUCUCCAUGCAGUGUGGCAUAGAGCCAGUGUCUUUCAAGCAUGGUGACACACCAGUGGGGCAGCAAUACGCUGCAGAAACUGUUCACAUAAGAAGGUAGCUGGGUGAGAGAUGGGGGCAACUUGGAUGGUAGACAAGCAUCCAAGCUGCUUCUUAGCUCCCUUUGCAACUUCUUCCUACUUCUUUAUGUCGGGGUACUGGGAGGCUGGGACUAAUCAGGGCAGGAUGCAGACAGGUAAGAUUGGUUUGGUUAACUAUUUAGGAUAAAUUACUGUGAGCAUGGUCGAACCAGUGGAAGAUGAUGAUUUCAUUUAUUGCAUUGUAAAGCAAGGCAGCGGGAUGCGGGCGGCGCUGUGGAUUAAACCACAGAGCCUAGGACUUGCCAAUCAGAAGGUUGGCGAUUCGAAUCCCCGCAACGGGGGAGCUCCCGUUGCUCAGUCCCUGCUCCUGCCAACCUAGCAGUUCGAAAGCAUGUCAAAGUGCAAGUAGAUAAAUAGGUACCACUCCAGCAGGAAGGUAAACAGCGUUUCCGUGUGCCGCUCUGGUUCGCCAGAAGCGGCUUAGUCAUGCUGGCCAUAUGACCCGGAAGCUGUACGCUGGCUCCCUCGGCCAAUAAAGCGAGAUGAGCACUGCAACCCCAGUUGGCCACGACUGUACCUAAUGGUCAGGAGUCCCUUUACCUUUACCUUUACUGUGAGCAUGGUCGAACCAAUGGAAGAUGAUGAUUUCAUUUAUUGCAUUGUAAAGCAAGGCAGGGAGGGAGGAGGCAGAGGUCCUUGCUGCCACUGCUAAACCAGUGGCAGGGAGUAAGCUGGGGAGGCAGGGGAAGAGAGGACAGAGGCCACCAUCGCCCCAAAAGUGCUGCUGCUGUGGAAGUAAUCCACGAUGAAGCACCACAAAGAGGAGAAGGGGCAGCAGAGGCAGGGGGCAGAUGAGGACACUGGGGCGACCCACACAGUGUGAUUUGUCCUGGGGGUAACACCUCCUUAGGGGUGGUACCUUCAAAUGAAUGCUCAUUAUGGAAAAGACUAAUAAAAAUACACAAGGUUGGUUCAUCACUUACUCACACUUGGACAAUGUUGCCCAUAACAUUUAUGCUUUAACUUCUUCUUCUUUCUAGAGGAAUUUCCCCCCCCCCCCCCAUCUACUAAGUAGUGUAAUAUUAAGGCCUGCAGAAAAUGCUUAGAGUGUGUUAUAUUUUUUUACAAAGUUUAAAAAUAUCAUCUACUGCUUGUGGAACAUGUUGCCAUCACCUUUUGCAUAAAGCAGACAUUGAUAUUUUUUAAAAAAUGAUUGUUUUGGCCUCAAAAUAUUAGAUAAACUAUGAUGGACUUUACUGCUAAAACUACAGAUUGCCACAUUUCCCUUAUACACUAUUCAGGAAUGAGUUUCAAUGUCUUAUUCACAUCCAUGCACACUUGGAAAAUGAGAGUUACUGGUAAAUGUUGAGCUAGAGAGCUAGAGUAUGAUGAAUUGAAUGAAAACUCAAUGGGAACAGAAAUUCCAGAUUCAAUAACUCAAUUUGUUUUCCAAGGCAACUGACUCCGAAUGUUUAAAAGGCAGAGUAAGUUCUAAUUUACUCUGCCUUUUGAAUGUUCAGAGAGAAUUACCUAGAGAACAAAUUGAGUUAUUGAAUCUGGAAUCUUUCUUCUCUCAGAGCUUUCAUUCAAUUCUAGGCCAUUAUAUUUCUGUGCAUUGCAUCUCUAAGCAUGUUUCCCCCCUCAGAAUACAUGUUCUCAUGGCUAGCCCAAGAUAUUAUGUCCUCCUGCCAAUGCUAGGAUGCAUAAGCUUGAUUCUGUGAGCUGCUAUAUCUGCCUGGAUGAAGGCUCAUAGCACUGUGAUGGAAAGUACUUAAAGCCAGGUAUUAUAUAGGUUUUCUCAGUAGAAAAUGGCUUUCUCACAACAUACCUCCAGAUAGUGAAUUAAUAUUGUACUUAUAAAACAAAAGGGAAACUGAAGAGUAGAGGUGCUUUUCCUACAGUCAUACUGCACAUUGCUUAUAGAUGCAACAGUUUAUUUUUUAAAAAAUGUGUUGAAAUAAGGAAAGAAGAAGCAGAACAUAAGUAUGAGCCCAGGGUAAAAAUACAAAAAUCUGUGCUAGCUAUCCGAAAUGUGCUCCUGUUCAGCAAAGGACAUUACAAUUACUGUUCAGAUGUGAGGCUUUCAUUUCUGGACAAAGGGUAUAUUAGUAUUAAGAAAUGCAUUUGAUAACAUUCACAGCCCAACACAUGUGUUGCACUAAGGUCCUUGGAAAACAUUUCCUAAACUUACUGACAAUUCAAACAAAGUGAAGGUGCAUUGCCAAAUCUGAUAAAAGUAUCAAACGGAUAUAGAAGUCUAAAAGCAUUACUGAUCACUUUCCAAGGUGCAGUUGGUCUAGCAUUCUUCCACCAGAUGUACUUAGACUUGUGUGUGUGCCUUGUAGUUGGUAAGUGGGUUAGAGAUAUUAAGUGUGUUCCAUUACCAGUUGGUUUUUAUCUUCUCAAAUGGGAAUUACCACUGGAAAAAUAAAUUUCAUUGCUUCCCCCCCCCUUGCCUUCCCUCAGUCCUCCAUUCUUUUCCAUAAUGUGAUUAUAGAAGCUAAUGUCCAACUUCAUCCUAUAAAAUAUAUUUUGGAGAUUGGCUCUUAAUUCCUACAUGCAUGCUCUGGGGUCUAGUAAUUAGUACACGGUUGGUUUGGAAGGUAUUUCCUCUGAAGUCAGACAGACUGGAAAUUCUGGGGUGGUUGUUUGAAUUUUACCAGAGGCUAAUUUAGGGGAUGGUGCUGGAGGAGACUCUUGAGAGUCCCAUCGACUGCAAGAAGAUCAAACCUAUCCAUUCUUAAGGAAAUCAGCCCUGAGUGCUCACUGGAAGGACAGAUCCUGAAACUGAGGCUCCAUUAUUUUGGCCACCUCAUGAGAAGAGAAGACUCCCUGGAAAAGACCCUGAUGCUGGGAAAGAUGGAGGGCACAAGGAGAAGGGGACGACAGAGGACGAGAUGGUUGGAUAGUGUUCUCGAAGCUACCAGCAUGAGUUUGAUCAAACUGUGGGAGGCAAUGGAGGACAGAAGUGCCUGGCGUGCUCUGGUCCAUGGGGUCACGAAGAGUCGGACAGGGGAAAGCAACUGGUUCAGUUGCACUAGGCGCAGAGCUUGGGGGUCACUGCAGGGGGUGCCACAACUAUGAUAUAGAAUGGAAAGCGACAGGCGGGGGUGAAGACUUUUGGUGUCACACAGGGCACCACUGAAACCUGAGACCUCGAGGUCCGUCACUGCUUUGACCUUGCUUGAGCAUUCUGAAAAGCCACUCUUCCUGCUGUAUUCAGAUGCAGCCCUGUGCACAGUGCAUUCCAUUGUCCUUCCUGCUUUCCACUUGCACAUCAACAUUUAAACAGGAGCAACAACAAAAGGUUGCAGUGUGGAAUGCUCUUGUUCACUGUUCCUGUGAGUCAACCAUGCCUCCUCUGUGGUACUCCAUUCCAUCCCUCCUCCCACUGAUUUCCCCGCCCUCCCCUAUAAUCAGUAUUCUGUGACCUCUGUGCACAAUCAGUCCUCUCUGGACAGGUUUUUAAAGAUGUACUUUCCCAUUUUCAUUCCGCCCUCCCCCUUUUAACCACUGCAAACUUUAGGAUUUCCUCCAGUCUGCUGACAGGCCCCUUCUGUGCAGUGCCAUGUGGCUCCGUAAGAAUCCAUGCUCACUUCUGAACUUUGAAAACAGAGGAAACAAGUGGAUUUAUCAUGUGACAUGGGGCAGGAGAGAAACACAACUCAAUUAUUUAUUUUCAUUUUGCAUCUGCCCUGGGGCACAAUUCAGCCAAAUUUAAGUUGCUGCUGCUGCCAUUUAAAAAACAUCCUUAGUUAUUUCAGCAGGAGAGAGCUUGUGCUUAAUUCUCUCACUAGAAAUAAUGUCAGCUAAGAUGCUUAACUGGGUUGUGGCGAUAUGCUUAUUAUAUGGUUUAACAGUGCCAUCCUAGCCAUGUCUACUCAGAAGUAAGUCCUUUUGAAUUCAGUGGGAUUUAUUCCCAGGCAAAUGGAGUAAGCAGGCAGCAUGACCAAUUGAGUUUUUUAAAAAUUGAAUUUUAGUCCAACUAGACCUGGAGAGUCACAGGUUUCCCUGCCGUUUUCUUCCAUUUCUUUUACAUUCCAUUGCCAUUUAAUUCUACUGUUCCUGUUUUCCCCUUUUACAUAUAUGUUUUCUCUUUAUAUCCAUAUAUGCCUGACAACUGAGGACCACACUCCAUACAUCUGAAGUGGGCUCUAGUCCAUGAGAGCCUAUCCCAUAAUAAAAUUGGUUGGUCUUUAAAUUGUGACAAAUUUUCUUUACUUCUCCAUUUUCAAAGACCAAAUACAUCAACCUGAUUUGUUAGUAGUUUUGUUCCACCUCUCAAAAUGGAUUGUCCAAAUGUCAAAGGAUGUAGCAGAUGCUGUUUGAAAUACAAUUACUUCAUUAUUUACAAGUUCAAAGAGAUUUAACCACCAGAAAUUUCUCCUAGCUUCCUCCAUAGGUAUAAUUUUUCCAACUUCUUCUUUUGAAAAAGCAUUUCAAGUUUCAUGUCAGAUAAUGGGAUUUGCAGCCAUACAUAAGAAAUGGGAAUGGAUAUAAAGAUCCAAGUUUUUGAAAGCAGGAAAUUUUAAUCCUUUGUAAUCCUACAGAGAGCCAAAUUUUGUAUGCUACUCAGUUUCACUUUUUAUAACAAUAGGGACUACAAAAUAUUAUGCCCACAACUCCUGUGUCUUUUAUACAAGAAUAAUGCAAGCUGGAAAAAAUAUGCCUAAGAAUACCCUUAUAGGGGGGAAAAAAUGUGUCAGGAUGCUGGCAGUAGUUUAAACUCCAUUGUUGUUAACUAGAAAAAGACAUAAUUUAAUCACUUGCUCUCUAGUCAAUCCCUGUUUGCCAUUUGCUAGCAGAUGGAAAUUUAAUCAACCCCAGCAUUUAGUAUAGCAGAAGACCUUGGCAGCAUGCAGUAUCUCAGCAUGCCUUGUCUAAUCUAGAAUGGUGGUGUUCCAGAGAGAGUUUUAUAUUCUUUUUUGCAUAAAUAAAAUCAAUUUAAUUCUUGUUGGCCUCUAGAGGUCACAAAUGUAACAGGAUCUGAUCUUUUUCCACUCAUUUCCAAAACAAAGGAAAGAUUAUUGUAUUUAGCAGGGCAUCACAUUGUGUUUAGAAGAUAUUUUGGUAUGUUUAGCUCUCCAGAAGUUGUCAGGCACCCAUUUUCCCUCAUCAUUGGCCAUGCUAGCUAGGGGUGAUGGGAACUGUAGUCCAACAACAACUGAAGGGCCACAGAUGUCCCAGCCCUGAUUUAGUAAAACAGCACCAGUAUUUGAUAAAUUUUCACAUGAAGGUGAACUGAAUGCCUAUUUACCUGGUAGGAACUCACUGGGGCUUACACCUGAGUAGAUAUAGAUAGCAUUGCACUAGCAAUCUGAUAUUUUUAAUGUUUAUAACUCACUUUCCCGGACCAAAUCCACCCAAGGCAGAAACCAACAAUGUAACAAUAAAAUGCAAUGCGAAACAAUAAUGUGAUAUAGUGUAACAUGUGUGGUCAAAGUUAUACAACAAGAAAAUGCCCUUAGAAGUAAAAUGAAAAUGGUCAAGGGGCAGCCCUGUUUCAGCCUGGCCAGUUGAAUGAUUCACUUUGACACAAACACUUUAGUUAUGCCAGCUUGACUAUAUAAAAUGUUUUAUUACUCCAGCUCCAAUUCUUCUGCUACUUCUCAUCUGCAGUAGACUGAAGGACAUGCAAAAUUGCCAAAUGAACCGAAAACAAUUUAACUAUCUCUGCUGAGUAUCCCACUGGACUUGUUUAUGGGCAGGAGGGGAAAGCAAAGAGAAAACAGAACAGUUUCAGAGGAAUGAUGAAUCUUAUUUGUCAAUUAUCCAGGGAUGUUCUUGUAGAUUUAUGGCUUUGAAUGAAAUAGCUUACAGUAACUAGCAUUAGUGAAAUGUGGAAAGCCUUGAUGCAUUAGCAAUGGAUUGGCAGUUUAGAGGCUUCACAGUAGUAAGCACAUUACGCCACUUGCUCAUGAAGCUUGUGCUAGUACUUAGAAAGCUAAAUAACAAACCAAGGAUGACUUCUUUGUUUAUUCAAUUUUAUCUGUUUCUGUCAGUAAUCCAAGCUGACGCACAUUGACUCCAUUCCAUUACCACCACCCCAGUCUUUAGCAUUCGAUGCCCUUGCACUAUGCUUGGUCCUCAUUGGGUACCGCUAUUUUGCCUACAUUAGGAGUGGUAUUUUGAAAACUGAGUUUGGUGAAUAGUGACUUGAAGCUCUACUACAUAAUACUGUCUUGAGAAAUUGAAACACUCCCCCAUUGUUUUCAGGGCACUGCCAUUUUAAAUAACUAGUUUGAUCCCAGAGAAAGACUUCAACCCCAUGGAGUCGGGAUUCAUUAGCAAAUUUGACACCUUGGCAUCGGUCUCAACAAAUCCUAGGACUUGCCAAAGUCACUGAAGGAGGUAAUUGUCUCUCUAUUUACACUUUUAUUCUUGCUAUGCCCAUUAAUCACCAGCACUCUCUAGGCAAGAGUGACUUACACCUGACUAGGCAGAUCUGGUGUUUGACUGAAUUCUCUGCUUGUCCGGGCUCAGCAUAGUACUAUGGCACACCCAUGUUUAUCUCUAGCAUUGAUUGAAAUGCCAGAUCUGUUUUGUAAGCAAACCACUCUGUACUCAGAGUGCAUAUAUACUGUACCUACCCAUGUACCUACCCACUUCAUGUAUCUUCAUCCCCUUAGAUACCACAAGACUUGUAUUUGAUACAACACACUAUCACGGCUACUCUUUGGAGGCUAAGGAACACCUUCCCUUCAUAAACGAAUACAAAAGACAAUUAGAUGCCCUUGGCUACCACUACACAGGCUGGCUACCACCCCAAAGGAGCUUGAGCCACAAUUGACAAGACCUUCUAUAGGCCUCCCCAUUUAUGUUAGGACCCAAAUGUCAUGAAAGCUGGGGGAUGCUAGCUGCCAUGAGAAUUCCCUGCUUCAAGUCUCAUGUUGUCUGGGAGUCCCCUGGAAGUCUUCCAGGAACUGUGCGAUCAGAAUGUCUUCCAGGAAUGCAGGAAGACACUGUCACCUUCAUUGGCCACUGUAACUCUUCCCUUCCCUAGCUGGCAGUGUCACAGAAAAGGGGCUCUGUCUCCUGAGUACACAGAGGUAGAUAUCAAGUGGAACUGGGUCAAUUCAGGGCUGGAUUUAGAUUUGAUGAGGCCCUAAGCUACUGAAGGUAAUGGGGCCCUUUAUAUAUCCAGCUAUCCUUUUUCAGCAACAAAUUGUUGCUGUUUUUUGUGUUGAAUAUAUGCUAAGUGGUAAUUUAUGGACCUAAUAGGUAUCUAAAGCCAUUUGCACAUAACAAAAUAUGUAUUUUAUCAAAGUAAUUGAUACAGAAAUGAGCAAACCGGUGAUAUUUUAGGGAGCAGGCUAGCAGACGGGGCCCAUUACUUACAUCAUAGGAGCCUACACAACACAAAACACUGUUGCUGUAUGUAGGUUUUAUUUUAUUUGUUUUUUAUCAUAUUUUGGAAAUGUACAUCCAUUUUUUUUCCUUUAAUUUUUUGGGGGCCCCCCAAGAGAGUGAGGCCCUAAGCUAUAGCUUGUUUAGCUUAUAUUUAAAUCCAGCACCGGGUCAAUUCACAUUGAUGUGAGACUGAGGCCAGUUGCGUGGUAGGUGAAUUUGGGGGCAAAGGAUUGACAAAGAAAACCUCUUGACUGUUAGCUUGCCAAGUGACACAGGGCAAUGGCCACUUACACUUGCUAGCAAACCUAUGAAUUUCAGAACAUACAGAAAAGUGGGAUGGGGACAUUUUAAAACAUUGAGUUAAAAUAGAGGUAUCGCUGGCAAGCAGGGAUACUUUGCUACAGUGGCAACAUGUGUGGUACCCUUCAGAUGUUUUGAACUCCAACUCCAUUUAUCCCUAACAACGAUUGCCUAUGGAAGCUUUAGACCAGCAACGUUUGGUAGGGACUGCAUCAGCCACCCCUGUUUUAGAAAUUAGCAUGCUUAUGAUGUCAGUAAAGGUAUAUCAAGUAUCUGUUUCUAGCUGGAUUUGGAGUCCUGUCCCCCACAAUUUAUCAGUCUCAGAUUUGAUGUGGAACCUACUCUAGAUAGUUCCCUUUUCUGCAAGAGAAGAACUGAGUAUUUUAUUACUGUCUCAUAUCCUCCAGGGGUUCAUUUAUGGAACCUAAAAAAUGUGUCAAAACAUUCAGUUGGUAAAUCCUUAAGGUAACAAGAUCCAAAGAUGUUCUAAGUUGUUGGGAUUUUUUUUUGUUCUCUGAAAACCCAUUUCUGUAUGCAUAAACAAAGAUAUCAACUGGAAAGAUUUUUUAAACUAUUAAGUAGAUGUAUAUUCAAAGUACUACAUUCAUCUGUGGUUUAAUAAAUAACUACAGAUCUCAUUUCAGUAUUCUCUCUGAUCAGUCAUAUGAAAUAGCAUGAUUCGUAAGUAACAAGUUCAGACAGCUGUGGUUUUGUUGAGCAGAACACUGUGGAGAUUCACUACAUGAAGUUAGGUAAGCCUUUCUCUUUCAGUAAUAUAACUAAUGGUCCAAAUGCUUGCCCUUUCUUUUUCCAAGAAACCACUUCCAGGAAAAUGUUUCCUCUGCUUUUAAAAUGAAAAACAGAUACAGCAAAAAAAUGUAACUUAGAAAUAAUAGGCUGACUGGCACCAGGUACUGUAGGAAUUAAAUAUAUUCACUUGACUUAAAAAUUGGCUUAUUUAUUAUUAGCUGCUGUCCAAAAAUACUCUGGAAAUGAUUGCUGAUGUUAAAUAGAAAAGUAUUAAACAGUUUAUCACUGUCAGAGCAAUUCAGUUUAGACAUCCUCGCUAUGAAAGUACUCCUCCUGCCAGGGAAAUAUCUGUCAUAAUAUACAUGGGAAACAAUAGUUUUUAAUGAUCGGAGGAAGGGCAGAGAAAGUAGUACAGGAAUGUUCCAUAGAUUUUUCCAUUGCAUUUUUGCAUUCCAAUUGUUUUCUUUGCCAUAGUAUUAAAGAUAAUGUCACUGAAUUUUGUCCAGAUGUGCUUGUAUACUUUUACUUCUGGAUGCGUGCAGGUGAACAAGAGCCUCUGUUUACAUGAGUGGGGAAUCCUAACAUUUGUUAGCCACACACAUCAUUUUCAGUCUCACUGUUUGGAUCACAACUUGCAGUAAGUUCUCACUCACCAAAAACCUGAUCUAUCUUUCUUUCUUUCUUUCUUUCUUUCUUUCUUUCUUUCUUUCUUUUUGUACAGUUGAUUACUGUGAGGUUGUAUUUAAUUAUUAAAGUGCAAGGUACUUUAAUGAUGAAGAUGAAAUUGAGGACAAGGGCUAAUCUUUCAGCUUUGAACCCAUAAACUGGUAGUUUUCUCUGAACAGCUGAAUUGGUUAAAUAAGCCUUCUGUAAUGAUCAUGGAAAAUGGUGCUAUCUGGCUCCUUUCCCCAGUCCUGGGAGUUAGGAUGUGUUUCCGAGAAGCUCUGUUCAGCUCGAACUCUGUACAUUCCCUGGAACUUAGUGUGUGAUUUGGCUUUAUUCUGAGCAACAAGCUGUCACUGCAGUAAAUAGGGAGAGCCCCUAUGGUAUAACUUUCAGCACUUAUCAGAUAUAAACAUGAGGUUAGGAGACUGCCUUAUCGAUUCCCUGAAGUCUAUUGCCAUUCCUGCAAUGCUUCUAAUUCAACCAUUAAUCAUCCCUGCAGUAAAAAGAAGCUUUACAUUUGCUUUGUACAAAAUCUUCUAAAAAUGAAUAAAUUAAAAAGGACAUCCAUUCAAUAGUUUUCUGUACUUCGACUUAGGAAAAACAAUUUAUGUAGCUUUUACACAAUGCCCAAGUGAAAUUUGGUUAGUAUCAAAAUCAUAAGACAAGUGCUUAUGAAGUAGCAACAGUAAAAUACAAAUGUUUUGGAAAAAAGGAAGCAUCUUAUCAUGCUGACGAUAAGUUAACAUUGUAUAUUUAUUAGGGAGAUUUUUUCAAUUGACUGAAACACCAUUUAUUCAUCAGCAAGCAGUUCCACAUCUCUCUUUUUUUAAUGAAAUGACUUCAUGCUUCCCUCAGGUUUAAUCAUUUAAAGUAUACUGAGAAAACCAGAGUGUAAAAUAUCCCAGCUUGACUUUCAUAACUUGUCUUCAUUGUACUUUUGUUUCCUCUUCCUACUGAAGUAAUUGCCUUCUCCCUAAUGAUCAAAUGCAUUAUGUGAUUUCAAGGAUAGUUCUGAAUAUACAGUGGAAAUGUUUAUUCUUACACAUGCGUUUUAGAGAUCCGGGACAGUAUGUGCCUAGGAAAAUAUUCUUUUUGGGGAAAAGCCACAACAGCACAUACAUUUCCCUAUAUCUAUAACUUACUUUCACACAUCUCAAAAAAGUAGGAACUGAAAAUGGAAUCUACAUGGGUGGUUUAUGACUCAGCCCUGGAUUUAGGACGUAUUGUAAAAAGCCUCACUGCGGCUGUUACACAAGCAAAAUACACUGAUAAUUUAUUUCCUUGAUCUAUAGUUUUAUGAGAACUAGCUCACAAAAUGUCUAAAAUAAAAGUAAAAUACAUAGCUCAUACUCGCUUGGUUUCCAUUAAUAUCAGCCAAACUUCUUUUAUGUAUGUAUACCUUAGAAGACUAUAAAUUAUCUUUGAGUAAUGUGGAUUUUAAAAAUUACUUAAAAUAUGAGCAAUAAUGUUUGUGCAUAUACAGUGCUGACUUCAAAACAGUUGAGAAUAUGAUGCAAUUUUCUGGUGUGGAUUAGAAAUCUCAUUUAUUGUUAUUAAUGAAAUUUCCAUACUGUCAUUCAUCCGAGGAUCACAGGGUGCUUUACUAUUAAAACACAAAAAUACAUACCAUAGUAACAAACAAAAACAAUAAUCUCCACCAUUUAAAAAGGCCAUAGAUUGUUUAAUUAGCCACACACACACAUUUUUUGUAAAGUGUAUGUGUGUGAAGUAAAGGGAUUUCUAAACUGAAUGCUGCUGGCCUGAAAGGAUUUGUCCAUUUUGAUUCUCUAUCAUUUUCCCAAUCUUAUAUUCAGUUCUCCACAUAUCUGCAGCAAUUUGCAUUUUUUAUUAUUUUUUUAAAAAUCCCUAUGAAAUUUAAUCAGGAUUUUAGUGCAAAUUUCUCCCGAUAAACACAUUUUAUAUGCAGUUUUGACUGAUUUACACAUUUUUUCAGGCAAUUUCCCCAUAUACAAUGCACUUGUAUAUUUUUCCCCCACUUUCUCUAAUAUAUGCAUUUUUGUAAACAUCAGUUGGAGUACAAAAGCACAAAAUUAGAUAAGUGCAAAACUGUUCUGAUUCGCAUAUCGUUUCAUAAAGUGUGGAUUUGAUAGAUUCACCUUUGAAUGCGAAUCUAAACUUCUUCCCCAUCCCUGCUUCCCAGUUACCAUCCAGAGAUGCUGAACUUUAUAAGAUCCAUCUUUUCUGAACAGGCUUGCUCAACUUCUUGACUAUUACAAAAAUUACGCAGAUAUGAUUGUGGAUUAUUGCCAAGGUGCUAUUGAAGCUAAUACUUGCAUGCUGUGAAAAUCAUCAAGAAAAGGAAAGUCAUUUCACUCCAUAUGUACUGCCAAACUCUUUAAAGAUGUUGGCAGCUAUCAAACUAGUCUUAUUGUUUGUCUUUUGUUGCUGGGGUGAAGUCAGCUGUAGGGCCUGAACCUUGAAGAUGCCAGUCAGUAAUUCAGCCUGUGUUCAACCAUUGAGCUUUGGUCAAUGCUGAGAUUUGCAAGAUAACUAGCGACAUCUACCAGAAUUACUUUGUCCCUGAAAGUCAUGUGCUACUUGGAUAAAGACAAGAACUUCCAGGCAAGAUCUCCUCCUUUGGUCUGAGCACUAAAGGGCCUCUGCUUGCUAAUGAUCUUCAGAGACCAUCUUGCCCAGCCUCAUUUCAGAAGAACAUAAGACGAGCCCUGGUGGAUCAUAUAAAAGGUCCAUCUAAUCCAUGUUCCUGUUCUCACAGUGGCCAAGUAGAUGUCAGGGCAAGCCCGCAAGAUGGACAUGAACACAACAGCACUCUUCCCAGUUGCACUUCCAAGCAACUAGUAUUAAGAGGCAUACUGCCUCCCCUAUUUGUAGUAGCACAAAGGCAUCAUGAGUAGUAACUAUUGACAGCCUUUAUCCUCUCUGAAUUUUUCUAAACCCUUUUCAUAGAUGUCCAAACUGGUGACCGUCACCACAUCCUGUGGUGCCAAAUUCCAUACAGUGGUACCUCGGGUUACAUACGCUUCAGGUUACAGACUCCGCUAACCCAGAAAUAGUACCUUGGGUUAAGAACUUUGCUUCAGGAUGAGAACAGAAAUCGCACGGCGGCGGCGCAAGACCCCAUUAGCUAAAGUGGUGCCUCAGGUUAAGAACAGUUUCAGGUUAAGAAUGGACCUCCAGAACGAAUUAAGUUCUUAACCCGAGGUACCACUGUAUUUUUAACUAUGCACUGUGUCAAGAAGUACAGUCAUACCUUGGUUCUUGAACAGAAUGCGUUCCGGGAGUCUGUUCGACUUCCGAAACCAUUUGAAAACCAAAGCGCAGCUUCCAAUUAGUUGCAGGAGCAUCCUGCAGCCAAUCAGAAGCUGUAGAAGCCACACAGGACGUUCGGCUUCUGAAAACCGUUCGAAAACUGGAACACUCACUUCUGGUUUUCGAUUGUUUGGAGCUGAAAUGUACGAGUUCCAAGGCGUUCAGGAAUCAAGGUAUUUCAUCAUCAAUCUUUAUUACGGUCCAGAGACCCAACAAAUCAUUACAAAGCAAUACACAAUUCAUACAGCCUACCUCCAGGUUAAACAAACAUUUUGUUCAGAAUAUAGGGAUCAUUUGUUCUUGCAACCAUCGAUAAAAACUUUGCCACUGCUAAUGUGGUAUUUCUUUUUAUCUAUCCUGAACAGUAUACAACUUCAUUGGAUGUCCUCCAGGUUCUAGUAUUAUGGGAGAAGGGGGGGAGUCUCUUUGCCCACUUUCUCUACACCAUAUAUAAUUGUAUACACUUCUAUAAUGUUCCCCUUAUUCACUUCUUUCCAAACUAACCCCCACCCCAAGUGUUGUAAACUUUCCCCAGAAAGGAGUUGCUUGAGUGGUUUCCCUAUUGGGUUGUAUAAUGGCAUUAUGAUACUGGAAGCUUUAUUUUCAACCCCUUUCCGAAUGAUCCCUAACAUAUAAUUUGCCUUCCCAUAGCUGCCACAGCCUGUAUUGACAUUGACUAUGAUCCAAAUAUACAUUUCCUGGCCACUUCAGGCUUUGCUACCAUACAGAAUCUUUGGCUUUUUUGACCAGAUUUUGACACAUUGCAUUUCCUAAGAACUUGAAUGAAGAAAAGACAGGCCAAUAAAAUUGGGGUGGGGUGGGGAUUUUGCAAUACAUCUGAAAAUGUUUAGGACAGGCCUAUUGGCAGAAAUGUUAUGGUGCAAGAGGCUACAGGUACAUUGGGGGCAGACAUAAUCAGUCAAAGUGAAAAAGCAUAUAUGCACAAGUAUAUUUAAAAUUGCUUAAUUUAUUCGUUCAAACUGAAUGACAUUUAAAGUACCAUGUAGUACUCAAUUGCUUAUCUAGGCAUUAGAUUCCAGGGUGACCACUUGCAGAGUUCAAAUAUCUUAUUAAUAUAUUUGAAAAGGUCUAGGACCAGACCACAUAUGAAUUUGCCUAGUUGUUGAGACCAUCUAGGGAAAACCAACUCUGGGUCUGUGAACCUUUUAGUUGGUUUUUGGUUUACCAAACUAAAGUUCAUCCAAAUAAUUUUGACUCAGAUCUUCCCAAAUUGUCAACAUAUUCAAACUAAACACAGAUCUAAAAAAAGGGGGGGAUCUCACCACAGCUGAAUAAAAAUUUCCAGUAAGAAAAAACUUCACAGUUAAGUAAAAGCCCAGUUAUUUCUGUAAGUACAUUUAUGUAAGUAUAGUACUUAUUUCAUAACAGAAGUCGUGUCUCAGAAAUGGCCAUCAUAGUGAUGCUUUCUCUAAUUUAUUAAAAACCGUCCCCUCUAAAUUGGCUUUCAGUGUUUUCUGGUGAUCCAAACUAUUAGGAAAUAAUUCUGUGCUCUUUGUUGUGCUGCCUUCUAAUCAGUUACAGUUUCAGACAUUGCAUCUUUGCCAUCAGCAAAAGCAAAUUGCAAUUCCACCCUAAAAGGAUGCUUUUUCCUUGGUAAAAAAAAUCUUUGCACAUCUUUCAUUUCCCCCAAAUAUUCAAGAGAAUCUUGAAUUUCAACCACUGUCCAUAAUGUUGCAGUAUUAACAAAUAUUUUCCAUUGCAAUGACAAAGCUUUAGAAAGCCUUGCACUCUGCUGACCUAUUUAACAAAAAACAAAACAAGUUUUCAGUUUAGUUUCUUUACUUUUUUAAAGGGUGGAGAAGUCACGGUAUGUUUAAGCUGGGGAAAAUCCUCCAAGGAGAAUAUCAGUUAUGUGUUUUUAAAACUGGCCUGAAAAACAAUAGUUUAUCUCCUUCACUACAAAACUGCAAGGCAGAAAUGUGAACUACUAUCCGCCAAUGUUUAAAUUUGCCUAUAUAAUGUAUACACUUAAUAUUGGUGGGUCUGAUACUAUGGAAGGGUAGUGGAAUAAGUGCCAAGAGGAUAGAAACAACAAGGAAGCAGAAGAUGAGCUGAAUCUCCCACUGAAAUCGGCGGGAAACAAAGACAAAUGGAAACAAUGCCAAUGAACAAUAUUAGAUAGGAAACGAAUGUGAUUAAAAAGUUUUAAAACCCCAGUUAAACAGAUGGUCAGGAAGAGAGUAAGACAAGGAGAUGCUCUGGUACUUUGCCCCAUUCCUGACCCAGAGGAGAGUUCAAUCCUUCAGGAUUCUGUUCCAUUGCAAGCACUUUACUUGCAGGGAAGUCCCCCCAGAAGCCUUCAAGAUCAAAAACCUUCACAUACCAGCUGUUGUGCUGAGGAUCCAGUCCUUUGGGGUGCUGCUUCAGGUGGUAGGGCAUGAGGAGAGAGAGGCCAGGUGGGGAAACUGCUGGAAAAGGAGCAUCUUACAGUCCACAUCCAAAGGCACCCCCCCAUCUCUACCUUCUCCUGGGAAGACACAACCAGUUAGGUAAGCUUCUACUACUCUUUUGCUUUUUGUUGCUUCUCCUGCUUCCUGUCCAACACCUACCUCUCCUUUCUGACCAAUGUGCCACUUCCAGACACCUCUGGAUUACUUUGGGCUGCCUGACCCAACCUGUGGGGCUAUUUCAAACAGACUCUAGCAAUUCCUGGUCUCCCCCUGAAUUGGCUCGAUUAAGUUUGGGACUCAGGCUUCAGUUGGAUCAGGUGCACUGUCCUCGCUUUAACAUAUAAGCACCAGAGAGCGUUAGGUGAGCAAAGUUUGGCUAUGUCCAAAUGUUAUUAUGCUCUGAUUUAAGUACAAGUGGAAUGCGCAGUGGAGAACUAUGAGAUAAUUCAUAGCAAGGGAUUGAGUUAAAAUUGUAUGUCUGGGAAAAAGCAGCUAGUGUUCAUAAUGCUAUUUCCAGCUGAAGAUUUGAGAUGGCAUUCUAUGACAAAUGGAUGAGCAAAGACAGAAAGAUGACAACUGGUUUUAUCUGAAAUUUAAUUGUUUUAAGGAGGUUUCCUCCCCCAUCUCCAAACAGCAGGUUCUCAUUCUCAUAAGCUUACCACUUCUCUUUAAACAAAAAAAACUGUUGUUUGAAAUGUGCCCAUUUUAUAAUUCAGCCUUGUAGUACACCAUGCUUAACAUAAAUAAGGAUUCUUCCAGCUAUUUAAUGACAUAUUUUUGGAAAACACCAACAUGUGCCUUGCAGAUUUGUGAUCUGCAAAAAUUCCCUUCCAUGCCAGCGCUCUGGAGAUCAUGUUAUUGGUCAUGGUUCAAGACUUCCAGUUCUCUCAAUUUCUUUACCUGUUUCAGCAGAAACAAAGAAUCUGAAAGAAUAAUUAAACCAAACUUGGAAACGGAUAUCAACAGCCUUAUCAGUUGUGCUGUUCAACAUAGUACGGUUAGGCUUCUUAUUACAAAUAUUUUCAAACCACAAAUGAAAUCACCUUAACUGAGCAAACAAAAAUGAGUGUGGCGUUAAAACUACAGCACUUUGAAGACAAUGGGUGUCUGUUAUUCAAAUAAUUUCUGUGUUAAGAUCAUGAAAGCUUGUGACCUCUUUCCCUUUAGGUACUUUCCAGAGGAUUUAAAAAUAAUAAUACUACAUGUUGCUCAUAACACACUGCCAUCAAGUACUUACAUUUUUAUGAGGAAAAAAGGUCAAUGAAAGAGCAGCUUAUGGGGAAGAAGACUUUCUUUCUCAUCAUUAAUGAUGUUACAAGUGCUAACCAAAAGGACCUUUUAGUACUUGCUUGGUCACACAGUGCACAGAUACAGUCGUACCUCAGAAGUCGAAUGGAAUUCGUUCCAGAAGUCGUUUCGACUUCCAAAGCGUUCGGGAACCAAGGCGCGGCUUCCGAUUGGCUGCUGGAAGUUCCUGCAGCCAGUCAGAAGCCACAGAAGCCACGACAGACAUUCGGGUUCCGAAGAACGUUUGCAAACCAGAACACUCACUUCUGGGUUUGCAGCAUCUGGGAGCCAAAACGUUCGACCUGCAAGGUGUUUGACUUCCAAGGUACGACUGUAUAGCAUUUAUACAACAAUUACAUUAGAUUAGUCAAAUGUGCUGUAUGUGGGUGUCAGGGAACUGCCAUUGGCUCAGGGGCGAGAGGGGGAAAAGGCGGAUGGAUUACAGAGAGCCCCUAAAGAUUGUGGGAAGCAGCACUUCCUCAGCGGAGGAAAGAAACCACGCCUCUAGUGGGGAGGAGAUGCAGGGCUCGGAGGAUGCAAGGCGGUGCCAGGACACCUUGCCUGAGCAAAGCGGGGAGGAGAGAGGUCCCCCGUUACCCACGCCUUCCUUGCGCAGUAAGCUUUUGCGCAGAGAGGGGAGGCGCAGACUGGGCGUCAAGAAACUACUCUGCUGGGGAAGGUUUAAGGACCGCCCACUCUCAGAUUCUGCCAGUGAAUGAGCAAGACAUGGAAUAGAGGCACUCUGCAUUGUAAAGGUUUUGUUUGCACUAAUAAGAAAGCUUUAGAACAGACUAGUGAGGCAUAUUGCCUGAUUGCUCUCAAACAACCACCUGAUACCCUUAACAGUGGGGCUGCCUUUAAGACUGACCUGGAAGCUGCAAUUAGUGCAAAAUGUGGUGGCUUGACUACUCACUGGGGUGGACUAUUGCUGCUGAAAGAAUAGCACCAGCUGCCAACUAGCUACUGGGAUAGAGAUUCAAGGUGUAAGAAGGUAUACUGGUAUACAAAAGCAGAGAGCUUGGAACCAAAACACCCAAAAUAUUAUCUUAUCCCCUACAUACCCAACUGAGCAACACAUUCUACAGGAGACAGCAUCCUGCAGAUACCAUCCUACCAGAGGUCCAUUCUGUAUGGUCAGAAUGGAAUCUUAAGUGUGACAGCACCUACCUUUUGGAACUCCCUCCAAUUAUAUAUAUCGGAGAGGCUCUUUCCCUAUUUUGUAUCUGCUACUGACAUUCCUCUUUCAACAAGCCUUCUACAUGAAGCUCUUUAUCCCAGUUAUUGUCUGUAUUGGACUUUAAUAGAUUUUAUAUAUGUGCUGUCGUUGCUUUAAACUUUCUCUCUCUCUCUGUUUUAUAGAUGCAAUUGUUCAAAUUGAUUUUAUCUAUGUAACAGCAUAUAUAGCACACACAUAUAUGCUAUUAUAUUGUAAGUCGCUUUGGGAUGCCUCAUGGUAAGCAAUUCAUAAAUGAAACAAAUAAUAAUGAUAUUCUGUCCCUAGUAAUAGAAGAGUGGUUAUUGCAGAGGACGUAUGUUUGGAACCGGAAGUAUAAAACCCAAAGGAGGACCUCUUGUAGUACAAACUCGCUGAGGACCUCUGUGAUUUGGCUUUGGGAGUUUUCUAAGUCAACUGGGAAAGCAUGGGGGUGGGAAGACUGAAAAUUUGUUCCUGGAGCCUAGCUGAGUGCUCAGAACACACCACAUCGUAUCCAAUAAUAGUCUGGCCAGGUACCGUAUUUUUCGCUCUAUAAGACGCACCAGACCAUAAGACGCACUUAAUUUUUGGAGAAGGAAAACAAGGAAAAAGGUAUUCUGAAUCCCAGAAGCCAGAACAGCAAGAGGGAUCGCUAAGCAGUGAAAGCAGCAAUCCCUCUUGCUGUUCUGGCUUCUGGGAUAGCUGCGCAGCCUGCAUUCGCUCCAUAAGACGCACACACAUUUCCCCUUACUUUUUAGGAGGGAAAAAGUGAGUCUUAUAGAGCAAAAAAUACGGUAAUUCACAGCAACCGAUGACUGUUUGAGAGCAAAGGCUUAACAUUAAAGAAGUUCUGUGGAUCUGCCUACAAAGCAGUGCGGCCAGCUUGACAGCACAUGUGCGGAACCCUAUAUGCUGAGCUGGGGAAGAAUUUCUGGAGAAAAUGGCAAUUUAUAAUUCAACCAGGCAUUAUGAGCUAGACAAAUUUGUUUUCCAAAUGAACUUUAUCAACUCCAGCUCUAGCUCAAGCGCUAAGUUGUAAAUAUUAUUUUUUUUUAAAAAAAAUGCAGUAAAUUUAUGCAUGCACUAAAAUUAUACUCAUUUUCAUAAAGGAAGGAAAAUGGAAAACUGUGAUUUGAUGAAGUGCAAUUUAUAUAAUAAAAUAACCCAUCAUGUGUAAGAAGUGUAAGAAGGGCCGAUAUAAUAUCCUGUGAUAUUCUUUCACAACCAUGUGUUUGUUUAUAUGUUGCAAUGUAGUUAGGCAUCUGUGAAGAAUUUUUCAUAUGAAUAACUGGGGGGAAACACACAUCUGUAACACAGACUAUAUAAAGUAUUUGGUAUAUCAGCAGGCAGGACAAUGAACAGUCGGGAAGGGGAAAGAGAAAUGGCAACAGGUGCCAGGCAGUGGCGGGGCUAGCUGCUCAGGUACCCAGAGUGCCGUGUGUACCCUCCGCCCAGGGGUGGGGCAAGCCACCCAUUGGGCGGGGUGUCCUGGGGCAGGGUGCACUGCAUCAAGCCUCACCACUGCCCCCCCCCAGCUGUAGGAUGGCUGAGGGAGAGGUGGCGGGCGGAUGCAAACCCCAUGCUGCCAUUUUGGGCAGCGUGGGGCCUGCAGCUACCUGAGCCACAGGUUACUCCCAGGAGAGACAUGUGGCUUGGGCAUGCUGCAGGCGCCGCAGUAAGUGCUGCCCCCCCAUGGUGUGGCACCCAUUGUCCCCCACCCACCCGCCCCCUAGCUAUGCCUUUGCUCUUGAUUGAUUCCAGCAAUAUAGUUAAUUGUUCUGUUAGGCAUUCAUUUUGGGCUGAUUGCUUCUAUGAAUUGACCUGACAGUUAAAAAUGCCCUCACGUAGCCCAUAGUCACUUUGUCACCCCCUUAGUGAUGACACCCGGGGCAACCCCCACCCACCGCAACCCCCUUCCUAAGCCAUUGGUGCCAGGGAACAGUUGCCAGGGACAAGGAGGCAGGGAAGAAAAUGAUGCUUGGAAAGGGGUAAUGGAAAAACUAGGUGGGAAAAAGAGUUUUCUCUCUCUAAAGUAGAGUGACUAGACAGCUUUAGAGUUGAAAGACUGCUUCUGAAAUCCACCUGAUCACUGUGGGGCAGAAUGCCUAUGAGGACAAGCGAGAGUGGGGCAUCCUGCUUAUGUGAAAGUUCCAAUCGCAGCCAGCAAUUGAAGUAUAUUGUUGCAUGCCACCCCAAUCUCCAAGUGAUAUGAGAUUCCAGGGGUUCCAGGCGUUUACCCAGGGUUUGGUUUCCUUCAGAAUGAGGCACAGCAGAGGCUGUGGUGUCAUUAUGAUACAUGGUUUAUUUGCACAUACAGUGGUACCUCAGGUUACAUACGCUUCAGGUUACAUACGCUUCAGGUUACAGACUCCGCUAACCCAGAAAUAGUACCUCGGGUUAAGAACUUUGCUUCAGGAUGAGAACAGAAAUCGUGCUCCGGCAGCGCAGCAGCAGCAGGAGGCCCCAUUAGCUAAAGUGGUGCUUCAUAUUAAGAACCGUUUCAGGUUAAGUACGGACCUCCGGAACGAAUUAAGUACUUAACCUGAGGUACCACUGUAUAUACAACCUGAGCCUAUGAUGGAGGGGCUCACAGCAUUAACACCCCAAGAAGGUUGUGCUUCUCCCAUAGCCACAACCUUGGAUUCAAGCAGAGGUUAGGCAUGGCUCUGUCUCCAAGCUGCCCAACCUGCAGCCUUGCUUCUCGCUUCAACUUCGCAUACACAUUAACUCUGGCCUUUGUCUUUCUAACUGAUGGUUUAAGGAGGGAAGCCCACCCUUUUGGCUUCUGGUACAGAGCCACUUCCUUUGUUACAUUAAUGACCCAUACUGGGGGAGUGGAGGCAUGAUCAAGAAACAUGUCUGGCUAGUCCAGCAAUUGAAUCCUUGUUGGAUCCAGGAAUUGGGAAGGACUCAGGGAUACAGCCUAACCGCCACCCCAACCCCUAUAAUACUACCUCCCUACAAGAGCAAGAUAAAUGUCUCCAGAUGUACAAACAACCAGUUUGCUAGUUUCCUAUGGUAGCGUACAGGACAAAAAUCUUCUGGUUUUCAAUCUUUGGGAAAAUCACGUGAUGCUAUCUGCUGUUGUCCGUGUUGUAUUAUAAUCUAUCACAAAUUAUCACUGCCAUAGUUAGGCCAGUUAGUAGGGCCCUGAAGUUCAAGUCAGACACAAUACCGUCUUAUUUGCUGACUUUGCAGUAAUCUUUUAUCUUAGAGUUUUAUAUCAUUUGUAGUAGGAGCACCACAUUCAACUCCCUCAGUGCUAGCUUCAAGAAAAAUUCAGUCAUAUUCUUGUCUUCAGUUACUUUCAGUGUACAAAGGUCUUUCAGGAAGAACCCCUCUAGCUUUGCUUCCUCCUUAGCUUUUUCUGCCUUUCGUUUGUGGUACUGGGCUCCAGAGGGUUGUUGUUGUUGUUUUAUCAGCCAUCACUCACUAGAAAAAUGAAUACAUUUUCUAAAUAAGAUUAAGAUGUGACUAUAAGAUUUAAAAUUAAGUGUAUUUUACAUAACCUCCAGUCAACUUGGUCUAUUUCAUGUACACAUAAAAAACAAGUCUAAUGUAUGAAUUACCAUAUUUUUCUGUGUAUAACAUGCCCCCGUGUAUAAGUCGUCCCCUAUUUUGGGGGACUCAAAAUUAAGAAAAUGGGGGGGGGGAGAGAGAUUUGCCCCAUGGUAUAAGACUUUUAACAUUAUUUUUUUUGUAAAAAAAACCCCUAGUCUUAUACAUGGAAAAGUACGGUACUUCAAAUAUGAUAAAAUUCUUCAAAAAAGAAAAGAAAAGAAAAAUAUUAUCCAAAAUAUAUAAGAUAUAACAAAAGCUAAUCUGUAUAAAACUGUGCCCCUCUGAGGUCUGCGCCCUAGGUGCCUGCCUAGUUGAACUAAUGAUAACACUAUUCCUGUCCCAGAUUCCUGUUUAAGUGAAUUUGUGGUUGUAUUGGUCAAACAUUCUUAAACAUAAGAUUUUUUUAUGGUCUUCAAGUAAUCUGUAGAUUGAAGGUAAAAUAAGGUUACCAGAUUUUUUUCAAUGAAUCCGGGGACACUUUUCAACUUCCUACUAAAUAGAUGGAUUUUGUCAGGGGACUGACUUGUAAAUCUGGAGACUGUCCCCGGAAAAUGGGGACAUCUGGUAACCUUAAGGUAAAAGGCAGAUAGAGCUAAGGGCAGGCAGGCAGCUUCAACAUCCCACCGAAGAUUUAAAUAACAGGAACACUGAUUAUUUUAUUUUAUUACCUGCCCUUCACCCCAAGGUCCCAAGGCAGGUCACAACAAUUUAACAUGCAACAUUAACGAACAGUUUAAAGCAAACUACAACCACAAGAAUAGGGUGGGUCCUAAGAAUAUACAUCUCAAGUGUCAAAGGUCAGGCUGAAGAGGUGUGUCUUCAGCAUUCAACAAAAGCUGUACAGUGAAGGUGCCAUAUUCACCUGUGUGAUGAGUUGGUAGAAUUCAGCAAAAGUUAACUACUACAGCUUGGCUGCACUGAAUAUAGAUAUAUGGAACCAGAACUGAAAGCAAGACGAAUAGCCUGAGAUCCAGAGGUUCCAAAUCUGUUUCUGAUGUGGUCUCUGUUGUUGCUAGCACAAUUUCAUGGUCAAAAAUAUUUCAUGGUCUAAAAUGAAGGCUGCUAGAUCAUGUAAACAAUAUUUAGGAAACGAAUAACCUCAGAGUUAGUUCAACAAUAACAUGUGUCCCAAAGCUAGUCAGAGCCCCUGUUUCAGUACCAAGAAGUUUUAAGCAAUCAGAGUUUAAACAUAAAGCCGCUGCUUGCUGAAAGAGAGAAUUCCUCUAUCUGCCCAUCUAUUUAGUGCAUAAAGCAACAUGAUUUUUUUUUUUAUAUAGAAAGUCUGCUUUUCUCUCUACAGCUCAAAACCUUUGGCUUUAGAAAAACAAGCAACCUUUCUUUUAUAAUGAAUGAUUUUAGAGUGUUGUGUUUACUGUUGUACUGUUUUAUUGUUGUUAACCGCCCUGAGCCCGGCUUUGGCUGGGGAGGGUGGGAUAUAAAUAAAAUUUAUUUAUUAUUAUUAUUAUUAUCCACAACAUCUUGGGUUGUAUCAGGGAAAAUACGAAUCCAGUAUUGUGUGAGUUCCUAGAGUAGUUAUGCCGUAGCUUAACUUACUCUUCCUUAAGAGAGCAAUGUACAAAGCAGACAAUUAGUGUUGUCAGUUCAGAGUCUAAUUAUGGUGGUACACUGACUGCCCUGUGAGCCUUUUCAAUACUGAAUUAGUAUUCAGAGAAUAUGUUCAGCCGGUCUGUUAAAAAUAGAAGCAAAUGCCCUUUCUCUUCAGCCUCAGGUACACAUCUACUGUAGUAGCCAAAUCCUGGGGACUGACAUCCUUUCGACUCGCCUAAAAUAUUUGAGGGGACCAGGGGCCCUCAAAGCUGAUGGCCAUUGCCAUUCAAAUGAUGGGCAUGUGCAGUAUCUUGUGAUCAGUUAUUUGGCGUGGGUAGCAAGGAUCCUUAACAAAGAAUUAGGAACUAAGUUACCAGACAUUCGAGGUCCAGUGACAAUAGUCAUUUCUGAGCUCCAGUGAUCUGUACCUUACAUGUCUCCCUGCCCACCAGAACCCCUCACAUCUGAAGAGAUUGACCAGUAUAAUUCUGACAAGAAAUACAGCAUGAGAUAAGCUUGUUUUUAGAACCAUCAAGGGGAUAUUUUAUAAAUGGCGGGUACAACAUCAAUGUGGCGAUCUUCCAUGCCACGCCAUUUCUGGUUUGGGAGAGCCAACAAUCCAUGUCCCUGCUUUAAAGGUUAAAAGCCAAAAGAAGCAGAUGAAAUAAAGAGAGUUUGUUUUAAAAGCGCCCCCCCCCCGAGAGGAUGAGAUAAAUGGAUAGUAUGCUCUGAAAAUAUUUUGUAUUUGUGAAGUCUUCAUGAGAUGAGGUUUUUCCUCCCCCGCACCUUUGUUUCCUGAGCUAAGAUGCAUGUCAGGGGUCUCGUAUGUAUUAAGGACAUUUGUAUUAAUUAGCAACAGCCAGUUUAAUUGCUUUGGAAAUGGAGCUUAGCCUAAGAAUGUUGUGCAUUUUAUUUUCCUUGGCAGGAGGCUGUGGAUACAUUGUGUACUGUGAGGAUGGGAUUAACACACAGUACAAGAAAUUCUUUCCAAGAUACGUAUCUCAACAUACGUAUAUUAGUCCUGGGUGCUGCAUGUUACAAAUGAGUGAGACAAUAAAAUGAUGUGGGUCUCCAGUUACCUGUCCAGCUGUGGAUCCAUCUUGAAAAGGUCACCUCAUAAACAAAUAUGUCCACUGCCCUUCCCCGAGGGGGCGGCAUUGCGGGAGGGCAUCCGGGACCUCCCAGUGACCUAGCUGUGGGUGGAGGGAUGCCGCCUGCAUCAUAGGGACCCCCAGCUGCGUCACGCCCCCCUGGCUGACCAAUCAGGAUAGCUGGGGGCGUGGCCAAUAAAGUUGUGGCCUAUUUUAUCCCAUUAACCUAAACAUUCAUGUCCGUGUGCUUAUUAUCUAAGGGAACUGUGGGGCCCAGGGCCUUGCCAUGCAAGUCCCUAUCCACAGCUAAACCCCUAGCGCAGCUAUUAUAUGGGGCUCAGAUUUGGACUGGCACUUACCAUGGAUCUACGGAAGCUGUCCAAUCAAAGCUCUUAAGGCAAAUUUUUUUGUGCCACCCUGUGUCCCAAACACAUCAUUGCACCUAGAAGCCAAUCUCCCCUUGGUAGAAUUACGGAUCUGGCGCAGGACACUUAACUUCUGGCUUCGCCUAAACUCAAAUCCUCCCAGUCCUCGAUGGCCCUUGUGGUCUCUUCCAACUCUAUGAUUCUAUGAUUCUACUAUCCCUAGUGCAACAAGACUGUCACAAGAGUGCCUGGUCUAAAAUUGUCUAUCAAAAACUUCACUCUUGAGGUUUAUCCCCACAGCAGCUACUCACCGUGGGUCAUAGUAAAGCAAACAGUUUUAUUUGCCAACGCCUAAAUGAUCUCCAGCGUCAGAACAAAUGGUCACAACAAGGAAAUUUUGCCCAUGGUAUGACCAUUUCCCAUCCUCCCACUUUGAUUCUCUGGCACCCUAUCUGUGUAAUCUAGCAACUUCAAAAUAUAGAUGUGCCUUUACCCUCGCAAGACUGAAUGUAUUGCCCUCAGCUGUACUUGAGGGACGAUUCCAACAGAUUCCACACAAAAAUCGCCUAUGUCCUUGCAGAGAUGACAGCACCGAAUCAGUGGCGAAUGUCCUCCUGACAUGCACUCUUUAUAAAGAUCUGAGGAAUGAGAUUAUUACACCUCUUUUAUUGUCUCUUCUGGGGUGCCCAACCACUGCCACAGUGUCUUUUCUCCUGGCAGAUCAAGAGGAGCAGAUGGCUGCAAAGGUUGCAAGGUUUCUAGCUGGGGCAAUCAGAAUAAGGCCCACUAUUUGACUGCUGAUUCAGGACCCUAAACUGUGUUUUAUAUAAUCGACUUUUUAUUUUGUUCUGUGUAUAUUGCAAUGUUCUUUUGUUGCUAUGGCCGAUGGCUGACACAAAUAAAGUUUCAUUCAUUCAUUCCCUAUCCAAAGAAUAACUGAAUACUAUUGGGGUGGAAGGCAGGAAGAGAUUUCUCCUGUGUUGCAAAAAGUCAUAGAAAUGAAUGCACUUUUUAUCUUCUUUAAAAAAAGAACACCAGGAAUUUAUUGUGAGAGAAUAAACCUGUAAACCAUGCAGUCCAGUUGGGUGACUGCAGAUUGAUGCUGGAGUUCUGAUUGCUUUACUCACAGACUUAUUUUUAUUCCCCCAUAUGGAAAAGAUUGCUUAUAUAUUUCCCCAUGUUUCUGUGAAGACUCCACUAUUCCCCACACUCAACCCUCAGGUUUAAAAGCCUGGGUAAUUCCAACCGGCAAGCUUCCUACUAUAAGAUUAGUGAUUUAUUUUGGUUUAGAAUUGGGCUGAACAAAUCAAGCAAUUCCCUCAAACAAGCAGAAAAUAGCCUGGUUUAUUCCAAAUGCACUUGGGAGCUCUGUUUGGCCCAUGCAUGCUCCCAUCACUAGGAGUGUGAUGUGGUUUGAGUUCCUACCCUCAGUGCCCCCAAACCACAACACCCACUUUCUACUACCGAGCCGCGGAAUAAAUAAUGACAGCAGGGUAGGAAAUAUCCAAACUGCGACUGAACACAUUAUGUUGCUGUAGAUUGUAUGGAAAGGAAUUGUGUGUUUCUGCCUUUGACUUACUUCCAACCUUGAGCCUCACUCUUAUUCUUGCACAAAGAUCCAGAAGUUAGUCCAAACAAAGAUGGGGAUUCCUAGUUUGCUUUCUCUAUCUCAUGAAAUCCACCCAUGUUUUCCAAGCAGAGGCUCCUUCAAAAGGAGCACAUAGGGCCAAGUCCCAAAUGUUCAUAGCCACGCCUAACUCUUAUUGACGUCAAUGGGAAUGUUGCUGUCGUACAAACACAGACCUGUGCUUUUCCUAGUGUGAGGUCCUCUCAAGCUGGUGCCAACAUUGUGGAAAGUGAGGAUAGCCAAAUGAACUUUGGAGGUUCAGACCAAGCCUUUCAAAAUGCUGGAAUCCAGCAUAUUUGGUGUAAAAUGGGGGAGGGGGAGCGUCUGAUUUCAUAGAUGGAAUAGCCUUGCCAAGUAUUGAACAGGUACCUGCUAUGUGGCGCUGAAGUGAGCAGAACGCAUAUGCAUGUGUCAGUAGAAAGCCUUUCAUCUUCCAAGAGUGCAUUUCAAAUCAGCAUCUGGCUAUAGCUUGUAAACAAUAGGAACAUUAAUAAUAAAAAAGUCAUAACGUGAGAGUCUGUCCACAAUAUGAACAUUUUGCCCCAGCUCCAGCAAAGUAAAUGUUAUCAAUUUUCACAAUAAAACAUUUUAGCCAAAGUCUCUUAAGCAUAUAACUUUACAACUUUCAUAAAAGGGACAUGAGAGAGAGAGACAUAAAAGUGAAAAAUGUGUUUUGCAAUGCAUCUGCCACUGAUAGGGGUGUUCAAUUAAAUGGACCAUGCAAGAAAGGAGGAAAAAUUUGUUACUGGGAUGUUGCCAGUGAUAUCCUUUGACACUUCGGCAGUCUCAUGUGGUCUUGAUCAAGCAGCUUAGAGCUUUGGAAAAUCCCAAACCAAUAAAGGCUGAAAGUAGAACAAUCUGAGUGCACUUGAUACACUGGGGGCUUAUAAGUCUGGUUGUUACAUUCGAAGGGCUAGCCCUAAAUUAUGGUGUUAAAAGCUGCUGCAUUCCAGACAGGGCCACUGUGUGGCAAAUUUGCAUUCAUAGGACUGCACCAGUGUCCACUGUGUGCUUGCAGAGAAAUUCAGGUACCGGUAUGUCCCAGAAUGCUGGUUUCCUUACUGAUCUAAUUCAAAGGCUGCGGGCAGCAAAUCCUCACCUCACCUUCAUCCUAUACAGCAAAGUAGUAGAGACAGGCAUGUUUAGGACCACCCUCAGCUGAUUGAAGUUUCAACCUAGAUGAGAAAACCAAGUUUGCUGAGGGCUUCUCUCAAUAUUACAGUUUUUAGUUGUUUGUUGGUGGAGUCAUGGACGGGGAAUGUGGAAAAGUGCAGCACUGGGAACUUUUCUCAGAGCAGAAGCGAUGAUUUCCUGUGUCAGAGCACCAAGGUAUAGUGGUACCUCGGGUUAAGAACUUAAUUCGUUCUGGAGGUCCAUUCUUAACCUGAAACUGUUCUUAACCUGAGGUACCACUUUAGCUAAUGGGGCCUCCCGCUGCCGCUGUGCUGCCACCGUGCGAUUUCUGCUCUCAUCCUGAAGCAAAGUUCUUAACCCAAGGUACUAUUUCUGGGCUAGCAGAGUCUGUAACCUGAAGCGUCUGUAACCUGAAGCGUCUGUAACCUGAGGUACCACUGUACCUGAAGAUCCCUCCUUGUUAGUGAUGUGAGAUGAUGAGGCUUUCAUGUUUUACUGUUGUUUGUGGCAGUUUAGCGCAGAGCAAGUGUGCACAUAUAAAUCUUUUAAGAAACAACAGUGGUAACUUUUAACUGCAGGCAACAAUAUUUUUGGAUAUAUAUAUAUAUACACAUAUACACACACACACACAACUGCCUGCACUUUUGAACUGUUCUUGGAGAUGGCGCUGUGGAGCUGUCAUGAUGAGCUCUUGCAGUUGAUGAUGAUGAUAAUAAUAAUAAUAAUAAUAAUAUUUAGACCCCACGCAUUUGGGCGGCUCCCAACAGAAUAUUAAAAACAUGAUAAAACAUCAAACAUUAAAAACUUCCUUAAAUAAGGCUGCCUUCAGAUGUUUUCUAAAAGUCAGGUAGUUGUUUAUUUCCUUGACAUCUGUUGGGAGGGUGUUGCAUGGACAGGCUGAGUCCCCAGAUCCCGAGCGGUCCCCCCCGUCAUGUGGAAUAAUGACUCAAGACAACGUGCUAUGGGAUUAAAUUGGCCACAACUUUAUUAAAUUUCAAAUGUGAGUAGACCUUGGCUCAGGCAUUGGGCGUUCUCCUUCCCCAGUCCCCAGCCGGGGACCUAGGGAGCAUCAGGGUUAUCCAGUGUGUGUGGGGGGAUGGGCCGGCUCUGGAGAACAUAUGUUCAAGCAGAGAUAGCCGCCCCGCUACGCCGCCGCCGCAGGGGAGAGCAAUGACGACCUUUGGCGUACGGUCAAAGCCUCCCUUCAGAAACCCCUUUAAUGGGGAACCCUGGUAUCGCCGCCGCAAAGAGGAAGAUGGACUAAAGGAUUCCGCCCAAGGCCUGAUACCGCCAAAGUUGUGACGUUUUGCUACGGGAAAGGCGAAACCUGCCAAUGCAGGGAAAUUCCUUUCCAGCCCUUUAACAGCGACCUUAACGUAGCAGCGCCCGCAUACCUGUGAAGAAAAGUUAACCUGCAAACCUGUGAAGAAAAGUUAACCUGCAAAAUAAGACAUUAACUGAGGGUGGGUAGGGUGGGAGAAGCUCUGGAGCCAAGUGAGGAUUCCCAGGUAAGAUCCUCCCUCUAUUGUGUGGGCAGGUAAUCCCUCCCCUACCUGGCCUGGUCUCCUUGGCAACGCUUCCCAGGUGGGAUUGGACAACUGACUGAGGUAGGCGGAGACCUCCAGGUAUCCCACCUGAGGGAAGGCAAAGCCAAGCCUAUGCUGAUGGAGCCGCUCCAGAUCUAGGGGCUGCGUGCGUCCACGCACAGGGCGCCCCCCCAUUUUAAGCGGGGAGCGGUCAUUCCACAGGGCAGGUGCCACUACUGAGAAGGCCCUCUGCCUGGUACCACUACACUACUGUUGCUUCCUAAAGACUUGGGGAAGGAACUUGAAGGAAAAACCCACCUUAUACACACCUUUGUCAAAGCCAGAGAGUCUAUGUGGGGCUGAAGACAUGUAUCCUUCUGAUUCGUGCUGGAGUUGUACAGAAUGUUUAGAUGCUGCAAAAAUGUGCAUCUUGAGCAUUUUUUCGUCCUUUAGGAUUUGAACACAGAAAAAAGCUCUCGUGUGUGCAAGCUGUGGAUGCUGGCCUGCCUUCUUCCACCCGGUUAGCAGAACCAUCGAUUUAAAAGCCAAACCUCUCUAAAAACAAUAUAAAAAUUGCAGGGUGAUGAAAAGCUGCUGCGAGAGACGAAUCAUAUGGGACUUCAGAGACUGGAGAAGUUUCUUUCUAAUCACUGAUUUGCACAAAUAACUUCAUACUAGCCUCUUUGUGUUCAGGACCACCUCCUCUUCCCAGGUUGACUUGCAGAGACUUCCAUGGAUGGCUCAGCGAGAGUUGCACGGAGCGAACACAAUGAAAGAAAUCAUGCUUCAGUGAAGUCAGUGGAAACAAUUGAGUGGGGACAGGAUUCCUUCCAAAAUUCUUGCUGGCAGCCGCACAGUUUCAACAGCCUCUUUCUGUGUGUGGGAUGUCAAGAACAUCACACCCUUUUGCCAGACGAUGAAAUGAUGGAUUUCAAGGCCUGUGCUACAUCCACGAUAGAUAACUAUUGGACUGAAGCAUGGAUGGUCCUUUAGCUGGGGUUGGACAAGCAUGGCCAGUGGUGAAUGGCGAUGAGAGUUGGGCUAAGAAGAAAUUGCCACAAUUGUCAAUCUUUUCCUCUUCCCCGGGCAACAAUAAUCCCUGGCACACAAAUGAGGCUGUCUGAACAGGUAAAAGAUAUCGGUGACAAAUCUCUGACUCAGGCUAUGCACCCAUUAUCAGCUUAAAUUGCAGUGAGGUUAUUUCCCCCUGCUGUGUUUCAAGUAAGGUUUGCAUAUUGCUGUUCAUGCCAGAGAGGGGUAGGGAUAGUUUUACCUGGUGUGCAUUGCCUGUUUGAUUUCCCUAUACACACCUCAGCUUAACUGCAAAGGGAAUGUGUCUUUUCAAAACGCAUCAACUAGCAGCAGUGCAGUUAUUCUAGAAAAAUAAAGGUGACAGAACACACCAUGAAUGCCUUCCUUGUUCUCUUAUAAUCACAGUGGUGCCCACAUGAGAAGUGCCAGAACUGAGUUCUGGGGAGUUCCAGCUGGAAAAAAGCCCUGAUUAGCACUAUUCUUUAUGAAACAACAGGAUAAAUACAGAUUGUGGCUAAUGUCGUGCAUACUCAGCUUCAAACACCAGCGGUGAGAGCACCCUCAGAAGUUGCCCCCUCCUUUAAGAUGUGAUAUUGUGGUAAUAUUUUCACUCUUGAAGUCCAGGUGGUACUUUCUUUAAAACAAGACACUUUGUAAAUCUGGCAUCCUUACUAAACUCAUGAGGAAAAAGCAAAAACAACAACAAAAAAACAAAAAAACAAAAACAAAACAAAACAAAUACUAAUUGUGACCAGAGAUGUAAGAGAUGUUUGAAUGAGAUCCGUGCUAGAGAUUGCCAGAGAUCUGUGGCAAUUUAAAAAGAAAAUAACACAAGAGGAAUGUUGCGGAAUGUUAAUCCUCCCGUAUCCAUCUUAGGCAUGUCUGUGCAGAAGCAGAGGCAGCCUGGGUAGCAGGGCAGAGCUCAGGAGCCUCUCUCCUGAUAUUGGUAACCCUAACGCUAACCUGGGCAGGGUGACAGCAGAGCAGGGCUAAGGUUGAAAUUGUGCAGGUGCUGGAUUGGCUCUGCUGGUGUAUCCAGACAGCUAUGCUAGGUUGUCCUGCUCCCAGUAAAUUCCCUUUUUUUAUUUUAUUUAAUAAUAAUAUUUAUUCAAAGUUUAAAGUUACAAAAAGAAAAAAGAACAAUACAAAAUACAAAAAAGAAUAUAACAAUAACAGAGAGAGAGAGAGAGAGAGAGAAAAGAUGGUAUAAAAAUACAUUCAAUUGAAAUAGAACAAGAACAGAUUAAACCUUUACAUAACUUUUUUCCUUUACUUAUUUCCUUGACCUCCUCACACCUCCCAAUUUUGUAUUCUAGUUCAGAUCGUUUUUUCAGCAAAUCCUUCCAACCUUAUUUGCAUUUACGUAGUUUAAUUUAAAGUAUUAUAAUUUAACAUCCUCUCUUCAUCAAUUUCAUCAACUCAUUUUUGCUUAAUCCUUUAUAUCAUAUCUACCAAAACUACCUAAUUUUCUUUUUCCAACAUCUUUCUAACAGUCUUUAAUAUUACAAUAUUUUUGAAGAUAUACUUUAAAUUUUUUCCAAUCUUCUUCCAGCUGGUGUAUCCAGACAGCUAUGCAAGGUUGUCCUGCUCCCAGUAAAUUCCCUUUUCUUAUUCUAUUUAAUAAUUAUGAUGAAAUGUUUUCCCCAAGAGUAAGCAAGCAAUCCAUGGCCACAUAACAAAAAAGCAACCACCAAACUGGGAUAGCACCACUAAGAGUCAAAAAAAUGAGGAAGAAGAACUCCAGGUUUUAGAAAUUUUGCCUAUUAGAAAUUCAGUUUAUUAUAAAAAAAAUACAUUUCUUGCACCUGGACUUCGUUUUAUUCUUUUGUUUUGUUUUGUACAUAUGAAAAUAAAAAACCACCUGUUUCUUAAUGCAGGAUAGUCAAGAAGAAAGAAAGCUUGCAGCUCACUACCACUGACAAGGACUGCACUUUGUGCCAAAGCAGCGCUUUGAGAUUAUUAUUAUUAUUAUUUACUGAAUUUAUAUACCACCCUAUACCUGGAGGUCUCAGAGUGGUUCACAGAACAAAAUCAAAAUAUAAAACCACAAAAUAUAUAAUCAAAAUAAAAACAACAACCCCUUCCUCCCCCCAAAAAAACCCCCAAACUACAUUUUAAAAAGGGCAUAGGAUGUCAAUCAAAUCAACCCAAGGCCUGUUUAAAAAGGAAAAUUUUUGCCUGGCACCUAAAGUUGUAUCAUGAAGGCGCCAGGCGAACCUCUCUGGGGAGAGCAUUCCACAGAUGGGAGCCACUGCAGAGAAGGCCUGUUCUCGUGUUGCCAUCCUUCGGAUGUCUUGAGAUCACAUGCACUGGGUCUAAUUCAGCAACAAAGCACAGUUGCUUUGCAGCUAAUAUGUCUUUAUAAUGACCCUGAAACACUAAUGAUUUCUCUGAGACAGUAGGGCAAGGUGGUGUCUCUUACCUCGGGGUUUUUCUUAUCAUCAACACUGUAUAGGUCCCAGUAAACUCAGCUUUAGCAGAGGUAGAAACCUAACUUCUGUUAGCCAUAUCUAGGCUGCCACAGCUUCCCCUCAGCCUGUACAGUUCCUGUAUUUCUGCUGCAUGACUCACUUUCCACAGGUCUUGACAUCUGCUUUCUGGUACCUAUAACUGUUUUCUCAAACCACAAUUACAUUUUUUUACAGAAGGUUCCAGGUCACAGCACUGUGCAGGACAGGAAUUUCCCUUCUGAAUAAUCAGUAUGAAUAAUAAUAUAUUUUUACAAUUUUAGGGGAUCCAGAAUUCAGUAAAAUUCUUGAUUCUGGGAAAAAAAAUCCAUUAUAGUUUCAACAGAAACACACUGACUUCCUAGCUUUGGUUUUAAUCAGGUUCAAUCCACCUUUAUCUGUUGUCUUUUUCUCUCUGACAGGAAAGUGGAAAUCCUAUAUUCAAAAGACUAUCACGUUGCUGGAUCCCUGGGUACAGUGGGAUGAAAGUCUGGCUAACCAGGCUGCCAAGAUAUCAAGCCACUUGGCUAUAAUGAUGCACAAAGGAUCUCGCUUUGUGAUUUUUUACCUCUGCUUUAAAACUAAACAGAUGGCACAAUGGCAGGAGCUGCGAGGGAAAGCUGAACAACAGACUUUUCUGAACUGAGACCAGUAUUACAGGCAAGAUCAAAUGUGCCCAGGGAAACGGAGGAAACUCCACACCAAAAGCGCCAAUGGCAAGAAUUUGUUCUGGCUGGCUAUGUGUGUGUGUGCAUGCAUAUUUUCCAAACCAAAGUGCUGAUACUCAUAUAUUGAUAAAAGGACUGUGGGUGCCAGCAAAUGGCUUAGGGUGAUAUUCUCUCUGAUUAGGGUGAUCUAUUUCUCCCCUGCUUGAUAUUGUAAAUAUUGAGGUUGGUGAGGAUAUAUAUCAUGAUCUGGUGUUUGACAUUAAUGGGAAUCAUCUUCUCAUGAUGUCAGCUGCCUAGAUCAAACAUGGAGUUCUAAAUGUUAAUAUGGGUAGAGUUUGGGAUAGUUGAAGAAAAGAAAGAGCUAAACACUUUGGAAGUUUUAAUUCAUUUUGUACUUUCAGUUAGGAGAAGAAAGCAAAACAGACUGCUUUGUGGUAUUUUUAUUGGCCUCUCUGAAUCAAAGAAGGAUUAUGUUUCUCAUGGGAGAACUUAAUUUUGCAAGUUUUCCAGAUAUCUCAAGAGCCAAAAGGUUGACAUAGAUUUAGAUAUCUUUCCGAAACAAUAGUCCAACUUUUAAAAGGUAUUUCCCUGCUUUACUACCACAUGGAUUCAGCUGAUCCAUCUAUAUGGUAUGGCUAUGUUUUAUGGCAAAGCCCACUGCACCAUUCUUGCUAUAAAUAGACACCCACUGAACCAUGUAAAAAUCCUGAACUAUUUUCUUACCCCAUUCUCUGUAAUAGUAAGGUUAGCGCAUGAGUCAAUGGUGAUCUCAUUUAUGACUAGCCACAAAGGGCAAGUCUAACCUCAUGGACACUGCAGUUGCUUUCACUUAUGCCACAGCAGCGAUGGGGAACUUGUGGUCUUUGUUGAUGGACCACAGCUCCCAUCAUCCCACACCAUUGACCAAGUUGGCUGGGACUGAUAGAAGCUGGAGUCCAGCAAAAUCUGGAGGGCCACAGAUUCUCCAGACCUGACUUUGAGUUGAGUUGCUGAGGGGACAAAGUAGCUGCUAUUGCCUUCUCUGCUGUUGUUAACUCCAUGGGCUCUAAUUCUCCUGCAGUUUGGGGGAAGGCCUGUGGGUCAUUGGCAAGAUACAUGUUUUGCACACACCAGGUUCUAAGUUCAGUAACUGGCAACUCCAUAUCACAGCCGCUCAGCUCGCAGACCUGGAAAAGACCUCUGUCUGAGACCUUGGAGACCCACUGUCAGUCAGAAAGAUGUACUAAUAGUCUGACUUCAAAUGUUCAUAGUCUCUAAAGUGAAAGUGAAGCGUAGAAAUGAAUAUUCUUCCUGAGAUGUUAUUUGCCCUGCGUCCAUAACAGGAUUCUGAGAGUGCUUCCAGACACUCACUAUUUCUGAGUAGGACUCAAUCACAUUGGAGCUGUGGUGGCAGGGAGGAGAAUUCACCCCCCACCAUUCCCAUUAUCUGAUGCAAAUUAGCCUCCUGAGCGGCUACUUGCAGCCAGAGUGGUGUGGGAUAGACAGAACCUGUAUAUUUCCCCCUCUGCAGUGAAUAGUGCCACCAGGGGAUAGUUUGCACUGGCUUGGGACCUCUUUCCCCUACCUUAUGUUCUCAGUCCAAACCACCCCUUUUCCUCCAGAACUUAAAAAAAAAAUCCAGUAAAGACGAAAAUACUGGGAGACCUAAUCCCAGAUCUUCCAUUUCACGUGUAGUUUGGCCCUAAGAUGCAGCACUGCAUAGUACAAAUGUUACAUAUGGUUUUUAUUAAGCAACGUGAAAUUCAUAACUCUGAAAGCUAUAUUGACAAAUAAAGAAGAAGAAGAUAACAUGUGAGGGGUUGUGGUUAGUGGUUAGUGGUUUCAAUAUAUUUCAAAGCACUGAUGAAUGGUGAGAAAAGGAAGUAAUUUACAUCCUUUGAAGAAGUCUUGAGAAGGUUCUGAUAGCAUUUACGAGCUGGGCGUACUGGGGUCAAGGCAAAGGUCUAAGAAAGGUAGUGGGAGUGGGGGAGAAAAAUAAAAGAGAGAAAGAAUAGGAGGGAGAGGGAGAUUUGGAAAGGUCAGGAUGAUCUGGCGAGCUUUCUCUUUAUAAAAGUUAACAAGGUCCUCACAAAUGAACAAAAUGGAGACAGAAGUGGGAGGUAUUUGUGACCUGAACUGAAAAUGCAAAACAAUCCAAAGUUUAAAUGUGGAUCUCUGGCACACACACCUUUCCCUCAAAAAAACUGGCCAGUAAAUUAAAGGUCUUGUCAUAAUAAGUUCUUGAAUGUUCUCAGCUGUGAUUUAAACUGUGCUCAACUAUAAGUUACAAUAAAUGUCAGAAACUCAAAUAUUGAUAUUACUGGUAGUUCUUGUCAUUACUAGGCCAGAGAGAGAGAUUUUAAAAAAAAUCUUCCAUUUGUCAAGGCCAAGCAGAUAUUUUUGGCAUAACUAAUGUACAAACUUCAUCCUCAUUUCUAUGAAGUCAACAAUGAUAUUAAAGUUGGCAAGUACCCCAAAGAAAUUUGGACAUUUACUGGUACAUUUCAAGAACCCCACAACCUUCAAAAAUCGCCCAAUUUCACUAGUCAUCAAUAAAUAAUCAAUUCAGACUAUUGCAGUUUGAGGCAACAAUGAAUUCCAGACAAACAGUCCACAAUGAGAGGUAAAAAUCCUUUAUUUAGGUUUUAACCCUUUGUUGCAUGGAAAUUACACCAGGAUACCUGUUGUGCUGGUUUUUGACACAUAAGAAACACAGUUCCCUCGUUCAUUCCCCUGCACAAUUAUUUCCCCCUUAUGAUUUUAUGUUCUUACUAUUUAUCUCAUCAUUGGUCAACAUCUUCUCAAGUGCUGCUAGCCAAUAUCUGCCCAGAAGCAAGAAAAGAUGGAUUUAUAUUAAACUAUAAGUUAUUUUUCACGGUUCUGGGCAAGGUAUGGUAAUGGUUGCUCCAGGAAUGCCAGUGGUAAAUAUCAAGCAUUUUGCAUCUCAGUUUGCUCCAGUGGCAAAACAAUUGCAGCAAUUGCAAUAUGUAUUAUGAGUACAGGGACACGGGUGGUGCUGUGGGUUAAACCACAGAGCCUAGGACUUGCCAGUCAGAAGAUUGGCAGUUCGAAUCCCUGCGACGGGGUGAGCUCCCAUUGCUCAGUCCCUGCCCCUGCCCACCUAGCAGUUCGAAAGCACAGCAAAGUUCAAGUACAUAAAUAGGUACCGCUCCAGCGAGAAGGUAAACGGUGUUUCUGUGCGCUGCUCUGGUUCGCCAGAAGUGGCUUAGUCAUGCUGGCCACAUGACCCGGAAUCUGUACAACGGCUCCCUUGGCCAAUAAAGCGAGAUGAGUGCCGCAGCCCCAGAGUUGGUCACGACUGGACCUAAUGGUCAGGGGUCCCUUUACCUUUUUAUUAUGAGUACUGUACGUUAUUAAGAGGGUUGGACUAGAUGACCCUUGUGGUACCUCUAUGAUUACAAGAGACUGAACUUGUUCAAUUCAUUUUAUAGUAAACGACACACUUUGUAAUUUGGUUUGGGUUCAGUGGACGAGGGCACCUGUAGGGCAUAUGUGAAUGUGUAAAACCUACUCACGUUCACUUGAAAAGACACCAUCAAGUUGUUUCAGAUCUUCUGUUCUUUAAUCUCUACUAGUUAAUACUCCUUUGGAAAGUUAAAAAUACUUUCCCUUCUUCAUUUUCCUUCGUAUUCUUUCAAACCCUUUCUCCUGAAAGGCUUUCAAAGGGAAGCAAAAUGAACAACCCCUUAGCUGAUUAAAGGAGCAAACUUUUCAAAACGCCGCUGUUGAGAGCUCUUCAACUGAAAGUAAAAUUAACAUCCAGCAUAGUUGUCUGACAGAACAUGAGCUACUCAUACGUCACUGCACAACUAUAAAUAGAGUUUCUCAUUUUACAUUCAUAUAAAAUUGUGCCAGUUUUAUAUGAAGAGACACUAUCUUGUCUUCAAUCCUAUUUAAUAUCUGUAUGAAGACAGAGUUGACUGAAGUUAUUUGCUCAGUCAGGGACGAGUUAGGCACAAUGUGUCCCUAACACCACUUAUGCCCUGAAUCCAGGACUCAGCCACAGAUCUUCCCUGCUUUCUUUACAAGCCGCUAGAAUAGGUUUUUAGGAUUUGGGGGCAGGGCGACAUUGAUCUGCUGGUGACACUCAGCUCUAUUUUUCCAUAACAUGUGAAUUGGGAAAAGUCAUGCAGUUCUUGGACCUGUCCUCAGACGCAGCGGUGAGACAGAUGAGGAAAAACAAGCUGACUUUGAAUUCUGAACCACAGACUGAGGCAUGAAUCCUGAAGGUAUGUAUGAGCUUCACAAUGUUGGGCAAUAAACUGAAGCUGUAUGUGGAAAAGACAGAGGUGUUAUGCGUCCCAAGUCUUCCUGUCCAGGAGGUAGGGAGAAGGCCUUCUCCGGAUGGGAUUGGUCUCAUUUUGAAGGAUCAGGUCCAUAGUUUGGAGGUGCUCCUGGAUUCAGUCCUUUCACUGGAGGCUCAAGUGGCUAGGGAUGCUUUUUCCCCAAUUCUGGUUGGUUCACCAGCUACGGUUCCUAUUGGAGAAAGAUGACUUGGCCACUGAACUCCAUGCUCUGGAUUCUUGAACUGUAGAUUGGAUUAUUGUAACGCACUUGAAGAUGACUCAAAAACCUGAGUUGGUCCAAAAUGCAGCACCCACAUUGCUAGUUGGGGUUCCCAUGUAAACAUGUAAGCUCUUUUAAAACAGGUGCCAGUUCAUUUCUGGGCCCAUUUCAAGUUGCUAUUUAAAUACCUUAAAUAUAGUAAAGGUAAAGGGACCCCUGACCAUUAGGUCCAGUCGUGGCCGACUCUGGGGUUGCGGCGCUCAUCUCGCUUUAUUGGCCAAGGGAGCCGGCGUACAGCUUCCGGAUCAUGUGGCCAGCAUGACUAAGCCGCUUCUGGCGAAUCAGAGCAGUGCACAGAAACGCCAUUUACCUUCCCGCCGGAGCGGUACCUAUUUAUCUACUUGCACUUUGAUGUGCUUUUGAACUGCUAGGUUGGCAGGAACAAGGACCGAGCGACGGGAGCUCACCCCAUUGCGGGGAUUCGAACCACCGACCUUCUGAUCGGCAAGCCCUAGGCUCUGUGGUUUAACCCACAGCACCACCCACGUCCCUACCUUAAAUAUAAAGGUAAAGGUACCCCUGCCCGUACGGGCCAGUCUUGACAGACUCUAGGGUUGUGCGCUCAUCUCACUCUAUAGGCCGGGAGCCAGCGCUGUCCGCAGACACUUCCGGGUCACGUGGCCAGCGUGACAAGCUGCAUCUGGCGAGCCAGCGCAGCAUGCGGAACGCCGUUUACCUUCCCGCUGGUAAGCAGUCCCUAUUUAUCUACUUGCACCCGGGGGUGCUUUCGAACUGCUAGGUUGGCAGGCGCUGGGACCGAACGACGGGAGCACACCCCGCCGCGGGGAUUCGAACCGCUGACCAUGCGAUCGGCAAGUCCUAGGCGCUGAGGUUUUACCCACAGCGCCACCCGCAUCCCACCUUAAAUAUACCAGGCCCCAAAUAUCUGAAAGACUGCCUCCUUCCCUCUUGGGUGCUAGGAUCAGCUGAGGGAGCCCGCUUGGUUGUUACACCACCCUCCGAUAGAGCAUUAUCUGUGGUGGCCUGUAAGCUGCAGAACUCCCAUUCACACAGAGGUACACAUGGGACCUUUACUAUACACUUUCGCUGGAUGCUGAAGAUGUACAUGGCUGUUGGCACUUGAAGUGUAUAUUUUUAGGAUAGGGACCCACCUUAAAUUUUGUAAUUUUAAGUUAUUUAAAUCUGUUAUUAUGUUAUAUUGUGUUUCAGUAUUAAUAUUGAAUGAAUGAAUGCAUAAUAUUUAUGGCUAAAAGCCAUAAAUAUAACCCAUCACAAAUCGACACAAGCCACAAUGUAUAGAAUACAAAUAAUUGGUUUAAAACUGCACUGCAACAACGGAAGAACAGACACACAAAACUGCAAAAAUCACACCUGCGUAAGUUUGUUGUUGUUGUUUGGUCAUUUAGUCGUGUCCGACUCUUCGUGACCCCCACAACUCAUACUCCCCAUUUUGGUACUUGUCUUGGUGCCUGGCUCUCAACUUACUUGCAGCCAAGGCAAAUUUUGCAAUCAGUGCAGUAAUAGAUACAUUAUUGCCAGCCAGCAAAAUAGAGAUUUGCUCAAGCGGAGGUCAGCUGGAAAGAGAAUGAAGGAUGUAAUCAAGGGAUUUUUUUACUAGGGGAUAGUAUAUAUAUACAGUAUCUAAAGGGCAUUGUAGCAAAUAGUGUUGAAGUAUUAAUAUUGUGUUUUAAUUGUUGCAACCCAGCCUGGGACCUUGGGGUAAAGGGUGUGUAACAAAUUACAACAAAAAGUGCCAUAUAUGUAUAUAUCUUCUUCUUCCUCUCUGGCAAUCACUCAUAGCCGAGUAAGAUUGACUUCCAUGAACAUAGUCUUAACAGUGAGUUCAUAAGUGACUGUGGAGGCCAAUUCUGGAUCCACACAUCCUUCCACAUAAGAUAUAAUCUUUCUAUAUAUGAACACUAUAUAAGACUUACACACACCCCCUUUUUAACAUAUAUUUUACAAUUUAGGAGAUUAUAGUUUCUGGAUUCAUGCUUAAAUUGGAGGACCCCAUGUUGUUGAAUGUUGCUUUGAAGGGCCAGAUGUGGAGUAGCCUCCGCUUCUCUUUUUUCGUUACCGUGCUUUUUCGCAGUCACCAAAUACCUGUUCCAUUAGUACCCUUUUUGUGUUUUAUUCUGCCAUCUACUGCAUCUUAGUAGUACUGUGAUCUGGCUUUUAAAAAAAGUUUACUUCCACUGCCAUCCAGUCACAUCAGCCAUGAUUAUAGCCCUUGCAUUCAAACCUUUCAGAGUGGCUGGCAGAGCCUAGAAGCCUGUAUGCUAAGAGCGGCAGAGCUUCUGUCCCUUUAAGAUAGCUUAAGGGCUUCUGUCAUAGUGUGAAAUAAUGGGAGCAAGGCACCUUCUGAAUGUUGCCAUCCCUCAGAGCUCUCAGAGGGACAAAAGGUCUGCUCUGCCUUGGCAUAUAAGCUCAAACGCUCUCAUUCUUUCGCAAUAUGAUUAUUAAAACAGAUGCUUUUAAAAAUUGAUUGUGACAAGUGCUUAUGAAAGGCUGAAGGGCUUGAUGUAUCUGCAUACAUUGUAAAUGUGACAUUUGUGAACUUUCUAUGUCCAUGAUUGACACAUGUUUCUCACCAUGAGGAUGUUUGCAAUUGUGCCAUAUUGAUAUUAGUUAACUUCUAGACUUCAUGGGUUCCUUUGCUUACAUUACUUCCCCCCAAGCUCAGAUGAGCUGUGUGGAGCCUGACACAAAGGGAAAUUACUAAUCUAUACAUGCUCAGAGGCAUUUUCUUAUUUAUUGUGACUUUACAUGGCAGGCCUAAUGCCAAAUAUUCAAAACAAAUUUCAGAGCUCCACCCUCAUCCAGGAGAGGAUAUUUGAUAAUAAUUAACAGUUCAGUUCUUGAUCCCUUCUUGUCUGUUCUUGUCAGGGAUGGCACCAAUGCCAAACUGCCUGCCAUUUUAAAUCUCCCAGUGUACUACUGAAUUAUGGGAAAUAUAAAUGGUGGGUACCUUCUCAGCAGGGAUGGGAAAGGAAUUCAAUUCACAUUUAAAGGCAAACCUAUCGAAUUCUGAAACAAAACGCAAACUGAAACAGGGUCAUUCUUUGAAAUUCUGCCAUCUCUGAAUUUUGCAAUGCAGUUUUCCAGCCAAGUUAGAUGUACAAAAAUGCAUAUGUUUGUGUGUGAAGUGUGCUGAUAAAUGCAUAUAUUACUGAAAAUAAUAUAAUAGGUACCAUAUAUGGGAAGACUGCUUGUGAAAAUUUGUGUAUUAGGCAAAAGGGAACAUAAAUAUAGAUAUAUAUGAGAAGGUAUUAGAAUCACAAGGUUGAUUAAUUUUCAUGAGGACUUUAGAAAAAGCAAACUGAUGGGGAAAUGUGAAGGGGACUUGAGAUUAGAAAAAAAAAAUGGAACUGAAAGAAACCAAAAUUGGACAUAUAUGCACAUCCCUAUUUCCCUGUUACAGCUGCUGCUUCCAGAUAAGCCAAGGGAAGUGAAUAGGCAGAUGACUAUGUGUGGUUGCAACGUAUGAGGGAGCCCACUUUGCUGUGGGGUGCUUGGAUCCUUCCACCAUAACCAGUGCUGGUUAUGAGCACAGUUCUUGAGCACUUUCUUGCAUUCACUUUCCUCAUAACAUUUUCCAGAUUCUCCUGCCCCUUUCAAAACGCUUCUCUCUGCCUUACACCGACGUGAUUGAUGAUUCUUCUUUAUUUCUGUGUUCUUGCUCUCUCACAGGUUUAUUCACCACUUGCAAGAGCCAACUCUUUGUUUAAUUCCCCAAGAUUAGCACUCUCCAAUUCCAAUUAGUUUACUUUUUGGAGGCUCGAGGAAGGAAUGUGGGCUGCACAGUGUGUGCAGUGCAUCUAUGGGAGAUUUUUUAUAGCGAUAAAAGUUUUCCAUCAAAUGCCUCAGCUUUUUACUCUGGCCACAAUAGUUUAGCUAAGUGAGAAACACAUUUUUCCAGCUGACUUCGUAUUAUUUUUAUUUGUUGUUGCACAUACCUAAUCAACAGCUCCAGUUGGCAAAGCUCUUCCUGUCAUAAAUAUGGAGACCAGACAAACUAAAUAAUCAAUCAUUGACUAAACAAAGUGUGUGUGGCUGGACAGAAUGUCAUUUAUGCACGUUUAUUUUGAAUGGCAAUUAUUUCUUUCCCCAUUACUCGAACAUUCGCAACUUGUGAGGUUUUUCCUUCACUCACCACCCACCUUUGUUUAUAAGGUGCUUGCCACUAUUUUGCUCCUAGGCCCGACUGCGCUGCUUGCAAUUCACAAGUGAGUUAAGAUGGAGUAAUUUCACUGUGUAGUGACUUAGGGCCAGUUCACUCCUUUGGGAAACUCAUUUUUACAUGCGUGGUUAAGUAUGGACAUAGCCAUCACUGUACAUACAUAGCUCAGUAUGAUGCUGAUAAUGCCAAGGUUGACAUUUUGAUCCCCGUAAAGGACAGCUGCGAAAGGGAUGCAGGUGGCACUGUGGGUUAACCCACAGAGCCUAGGACUUGCCAAUCAGAAGGUCGGCGGUUCGAAUCCCCACGACGGGGUGAGCUCCCGUUGCUCGGUCCCUGCUCCUGCCAACCUAGCAGUUCGAAAGCACAUCAAAGUGCAAAUAGAUAAAUAGGUCCCGCUCUGGCAGGAAGGUAAACGGCGUUUCCGUGCGCUGCUCUGGUCCGCCAGAAGCGGCUUAGUCAUGCUGGCCACAUGACCUGGAAGCUGUACGCUGGCUCCCUCGGCCAGUAAAGCAAGAUGAGUGCCGCAACCCCAGAGUCGGCCAUGACUGGACCUAAUGGUCAGGGGUCCCUUUACCUUUUUACCUUAAGUAUGGAUGUAGCCAUCACUGUACAUACAUAGCUCAGUAUGAUGCUGAUAAUGCCAAUGUUGACAUUUUGAUCCCCGUAAAGGACAGCUGCAUAUUCCUGCAUUGUAGGCGGUUGGACUAGAUGAUCCUCAGGGCCCCUUCCUACUCUACGAUUCUGUGAGUUGGGGCACAGGCAGUGUGCCUGUACGCCCACAUGUCCCAUUAUUGUGACGCCUGCCCUUGCGUCACAUACUACUUCAUCUAUAUGGUGCAUAGUGCAAGAACCAGCUCUUCAUGUAACAUAUAAGACUGCCAGUUUCCCUAAGGUGUGAGCCAGAUCCUAGAUUAUUUAUUAGUAACUGCUAUUUUUUGGGGGGGACGGGACUCUAAGCAGCUCCAGAUUUAAAUCCAGUGACUCAUUGCUUCCUGAAUCAGGCUGGUCUGCUGAUUUUUCUUGUUAUUGUUUCUUGCUGCUAUCUCAGCAGCACUAUGUCAUUGUGCACCUUUGGGAGGACAAAGUGCUGAAGGAACAUAGUGGGCAUGCCCUCUACAAAGAGCCUCCAGGGUCAGUCGGUAGUUUUUGCAGUCUUCUCUGUACCCAUGAAUCACUCUAUGCAGACCAGGAAGCUGCAUCCAUUGCUCUUAGUGAAGGGAUGAAUUAUUUUCAGGCUUAUAAAUGGGCUUUGAAAAUUGAGCUAUAGUUUAAACUGUGGUUGUUACACACCUGAUCAUAUAACUGACAACUGAAUGCUGUCCGAUCUCUCCCUCAAUAAACCACUGAACCCCUCGCCUACUUUCUUCCACAAACAACAAUGAAAGGGGGAAGGUGUCUCUGCCUUUACCUAUUCCUGCACCUAGCAUACUGCUAUGGCUGCCAGCCAAGUAUCCAGGGUGUUGGCUUUCCAAGUGCUAAAACUUAAUUUCUCAUCUCUCCUGGGAAGAGUCACAGUAGUGAACCUUAUUUCCUUAUCAGUUCUGUACCAAGUACUGAAGGCCACCCAUUCAUUAUUAAGUUUCUUGAGGUGUGCUUGCAGAUAAGAUGCAACACCACUGUAAGUAAAGGUUCUGCAAAACAACAAUUGAUCAAAAUCUCCAUGUACAGAAAUGCAGCGCCAGAACCAGUCUUCAUUAUCCCCAGGAAAUUCAUUAACACUCCUUUCAAACAUUCCUAAGAUGUGGCUGUGUGUGGUUAAAUAUCCCUUGUGCCUCCCCUAGCGUUUCCUUUCAUCAAGCUCUCCAGACUGUUGUUUAGUCGUUUAGUCGUGUUCAACUCUUCGUGACCCCAUGGACCAGAGCACACCAGGCACUCCUGUCUUCCACUGCCUCCCGCAGUUUGGUCAAACUCAUGCUGGUAGCUUUGAGAACACUGUCCAACCACCUCGUCCUCUGUCGUCCCCUUCUCCUUGUGCCCUCCAUCUUUCCCAACAUCAGGGUCUUUUCCAGGGAGUCUUCUCUUCUCAUGAGGUGGCCAAAAUAAUGGAGCCUCAGUUUCAGGAUCUAUCCUUCCAGUGAGCACUCAGGGCUGAUUUCCUUAAGAAUGGAGAGGUUUGAUCUUCUUGAAGGCCUUGGGACUCUCAAGAGUCUCCUCCAGCACCAUAAUUCUAAACAAAACCCCUUCUCUUCUGAUUCACAAUCACUGCGCUAUAUUACACUUUCUAUAUAUCUCUAUUAACAGUGGAAAUAUUAGAAUGAUAGAAUUUUUGACUUAGGAUUCACCUUGCAAGUUAUCUAGUCUCACUUCCUGAACAACACCAACUACAGUAUUCCUGACAGCCUCUGCUUAAAUACCUCCAGCAAAAGAGAUUCCACCACUUCCUGAAGCGCCAUUGAAGAGCACUUGGCAGUAGGAUGUUUCUCCUAAUGCAGUAGCCGGUGUCAUGAUGAAGUGAUGGCUCUCACCUUACAUUCCAAGAACUGAGUCACUGCUGCUUACCAGGAAGGUGGGAUGAGAAAGCAGGGAGGUUGGCACCGUGCUAACACAUUGGCAAGAGCACUGAAUUGGCUCUGCUGGUGUGUUUGCACUAGGUAGCAACCUCCCUGUCACUUUACCCCUCCUGUUGUCCUUCCUAGUAAGCAGCAGCAACUCAGCUGUUGGGAGGUCAGGUACGUGCUGCCACCCCUCCAAGCUGUCCACUACUAUCCUCAUGUUUAACCAAAUGUUUUCCUGCAGAGGUUUCCCUAGAACCCACACUAGAUGACUAAUAUAGAAUAAUCUGCUCCAUCUUCUGUGCUACAGGCCUUCAAAUUAUUGAAGACAGUUAUCAUGUAUGCCUUUUUUUCUCUUCUUCAUGCUAAACUCAUAUAUUUCAACCAUUUCUCAUAAAACGCACUGCCCUAACAACACUAUAUUUUAAUGCAGGGGUAGACAACAUGGUGUCCUCUAAGUGUUGUUGGGUUACAACUUCCAUCAGCCCCAACCAGAAUGGCUAAUGGCCAGAGAUGAUGAGACCUGUAGACUGGCAACAUCCAGGGCACCACAUUGACUAAUCGUGCUUUAAUAUUUCUGGGUAACAGGGAUGAGCACAUGCACAUUUUAUUUCCUUUGCUCAUUUCCUAUUGCUGUCCUACUUCCACUACUUGUGAUAAAAACUUGAAUUUUGUCUUGGUAUCUGGCUGGCUGGCUACUCUUUGUGAGGGGAAAGAAAUAGCUGAGUUGAUGGCACUGUUUGUGUGUGGAGUGUGUCCAUGGGAGGAAUUGGGAGGAAAUGUUCCCUUUAUGGUUUUGUUUACAAUAAAAGGUUCAAUAAAAAUUAAUUCUAGCUGCUCUACUGUUUUGGCAAUUGUAGUUAAAAUGGUUUUUUAAAAAAGGAUGGAAAAUGUGUACAAUUUAAAUACAGACUUUUCAUGUGUUCUUUAAAAAGAACUGCACAAAACAGGGCAGAAGAGGCCCAUGACUGAGUGCCAGGGAGACUGAAAUGGGACAGAAUUAGGCUAUUCAGUUUUAAUUAUUAUUAUUAUUAUUACUAUUAUUAAUAAUAAUAAUAAUAAUAUACCGCCCUAUAUCCAGGGGUCUCAGGACGGUUCACAUAAUAAAAUCAAGAUAUAAAACCACAAAAUAUAGAAUACAAAUAAAAACAACAACCCAAUUAACCCCCCCCCCAAAAAACCCACAUUUUAAAAAGGGCAUAAGAUGUAAAUCGGAUCAACCAAAGGCCUGGUUAAAAAGGAACAUUUUUGCGUGGGGCCUACAGGUGUAUAAUGAAGGUGCCAGGUGAACUUCCCUGGGGAGAGCAUUCCACACAUGAGGGACCACUGCUGAGAAGGCCCAUUCUCGUGUUGCCACCCUCCAAACCUCUUGAGGAGGGGGUACAUGACGGAGGGCCUCAGAAGAUGAUCUCAGGAUCCGGGUAGGUUCAUAUGGAAAGAGGCAGUCCUUGAGGUAUUGCAGUCCUGAUCCAUUUAAAGCUUUAUAAGUCAAAACUAGCACUUUGAAUUGGGCCCGGAAACUAAUUGGUAGCCAGUAUAGUUGGACUAGAUGGGACGCGGGUGGGUAAAACCUCAGCGCCUAGGACUUGCCGAUCGCAUGGUCGGCGGUUCGAAUCCCCGUGGCGGGGUGUGCUCCCGUCGUUCGGUCCCAGCGCCUGCCAACCUAGCAGUUCGAAAGCACCCCCGGGUGCAAGUAGCGGGAAGGUAAACGGCGUUCCGUGUGCUGCGCUGGCUCGCCAGAUACAGCUUGUCACGCUGGCCACGUGACCCGGAAGUGUCUGCGGACAGCGCUGGCUCCCGGCCUAUAGAGUGAGAUGAGCGCACAACCCUAGAGUCUGUCAAGACUGGCCCGUACGGGCAGGGGUACCUUUACCUUUUAUAUUUGGACUGGGAUCAGUGUAAUAUGCUUAAACCGUCUUGCUCUGGUGAGCAACCUGGCCACUGAAUUCUUCAUCCGCCGAAGUUUCUGAACUGUCUUCAGGGGCUGCCCUACGUAGAACGCAUUGCAGUAAUCUAACCUUGAGGUUACCAGAGCAUAGACAGCAGUAGUUAGGCUAUCCCUGUCCAGAUAGGAGCAUAGCUGGGCCACCAGCCAAAGCUGAUGGAAGGCACUCUGGGCCACUGAGGCCACCUCAGCCUCGAGCGACAGCAAAGGAUCCAGGAGUACCCCCAAGCUAUGAACCCGCUCCUUCAGGGGAAGUGUAACCCCAUCAAGAGCAGGCAACCUCCCACCCAUCUGGUCUAGGGAACCACCCACUAACAGUGCCCCAGUCUUAUCUGGAUUGAGAUUCAAUCGGUUGGCAGUACAUCCUCAGCCCUUUCUUGGGAAAGUAAAAAAAAAAUCCUCACCAAAUCUUUAUGAGGUUAGCAGGCUGCCUCACACCUUUAUCUAGUGACUGACUGUACCUAUAAGAGACAAAGGAAUAUGAGUCAUAUGGGUGGGAAGCCCAGAACAAGGAAGUUCUUAGACUUUGAACAUGAACGUUACCUCUAUUCAGACACAACUUCCUUACAAAACAAGAUCGUGACUUUGAUUAGUUUUAGCCACUUGGAGUAUUCAGUAUACCACAUUUUGUUUUCUCAGCUGCAUUCGAGAAAGGUGCCCUAUGAACCUUUAUCUUUGACACAUCACUUACUAUUAGAUGAGGGCACCCCCACCCCAAUCAGGGAGGAGUUUAUUCAGUCUGCAGUCUCCCUUUUGGAACCGAGUCUACAGGCUGACCCCGCGGCUACAAAAUUCCGCCUGCUUUUGUUUUUCUUUGUUUCUUCCUCAUUCUUCUCCUUGCACGCAUCUUGCCUGAUGAAAAGUUCUGGAGAACUUGAAAGCUUGCCACAUUUGUGUGAAAUUUUGGUUAGCCCUAUUUUUAAAAAAAUUGCCUAACUGGAUGUUGAUGUUUUCCCCCCUUACAAACCAACACCUUUGCUUUUUAUGUAGCAAGCGUCUUGUGAAUAGCUCCUGAGGACAGCAAGGCAUGCCGAGUUUUUUCUUUAAUUUUUUUAAAAAAACAAUGGGGCUUUACAAUAGGGUGUGAAAGUAAAUAACUCAACUGAAACUAGCAGAGGAUUGGAAUUUUUUUUGGCAUUGAAGGGCGUGGUACCCUCUGUCCCUUAUAAGAAUGGUUACUGUGUCUUUUGUAUGACAGUUGAACAGGUUCGGGUUAAUCAUUUAGCUGAGAGGCUUUGUUUUUCUCUGAAAGAGUCAAAGUUGUAGCCUACCUGUAAAUGGGUGAGUUCCUCUCUGGCUCGCCUUCGAAUGCUUUCAGGUUAUCCCAAGAUAAUUAUUGAGAAAAGAGAGCAGGCUUUUCCAACAUUCUCCAUAAAAGCUGAGAAAAGCCAAGCACUAGGAAGAUUGCUUCCACCCCUCCUUCCAAAAGCAGAAUCAUUCCCCAGCCCUCCCUACCAGUCCUCCCAUUUCAAGCAAGCUUGACCUUGUGAAGAAUGGACAGGAGUGGAACUGGGAGCAGGAAGGGAUCACUUAAAACAGGAGAGACCUGUAAAAACUAGCUUGGACACUCCUGAACAUGCUCAGCAGGUUCAUUUCCUGUUGGGGUGCCUGUACACUACUUUUCUGUGCCCCUUGAUUUAAGGAAUUGGACUGGGAUGUAUUAUUUUACCUGUAAAAGUAAAAUAGAAACAAAUCAUUUUUAAAAAAUGAAAGCAGUUCCUUCUGCUUUCUUCAGACUCCCAAUAACUACAGGCUGAAGGAAGUGGUUCCCUCUGCACACUAACCUGGGAGUAAGCUCAGUUGAACACAAGCAGGACUUAGGCAUCUAAAACAUGCAACAGUUAGAUCAGUUUAAGAUUGGUUGAAGCAUUGGAGGUGUACUAAAUUAUGUGGGGGAGGGUAGAAAAACAUGCCCUAUAUAGUACAAAGAUGUAUCGCUCUGGUUAAAGGAACCAAAAUUUGAUCCCCAUGAUACAAGCACUUAGUAUAACUUUGCAGCCAUUUUAUAUUUCAUUAUAUAUCUUCACAACAGCCACAUGAGAAAGGUUGGACUGAGAGUUGGUGAGUGGUCCAAGGCAGGAUGUGAAGAAAAAUAGUGAUGAGUUUAAAAUGUGAAACUGCACAUGCUCAGCUUAUUUUUUGUAGUCCACAUAACUUGUGCCUUAAUACGUAAGAUACCCUAUUUUGUGGUUCCUUAUUUAAUGUGUUCCUUUUUGGAAGAAAGGGACAUUGUUUAAGGAUUUGCUCCCGGACCCCUAGCCAUCUUAAUUUGAUGUUAAUUUUGGAGGUACUGUAUAUGAAAUAAACAGCCGUAGCAAAAACCUGGUGUUCAUUCAGAAACAACUCCUACCUUUGUGUGAAAAAAGAAAGUCUUCAAGAGAGUUGAAACCAUAAAAUGGGAAUGAAAAGCAUGGGGGUUGUAUUCUGCAAACACCUCCAAGUUCUCCCCUUGGAAUAUUGUUACAUAUAGAUGUCUUUCAUGUAUCCCAUUUCUAAUAGUAAAUAUGGCUUCUAUGCCAAAAGGAGGGUGAAAGGGAAAAUCUUUAAACUGUUACAUGUUCUUUUAAGUUUUUAUUUUUCAAAUCUGGUCUUAACACACUAGCCCUUUAAAGUUCUGCACUCUGAUUUUCCCACCACCACCUUCACCAGGCUCCAAUAAGUACAUUUACUUUUCAGGCGUUGGACUAGUAAGACUAUACGUAGCUGUGAUGUAUGUUGCUGCUGUAAACCGAACACACACACACACAGGCGUUAGAGAUAGCUCUGACUGGUGCUUUUUAAAAUUGCCUGGUUAAUAUUUAGCUACAAGAUAUGCACGGCUUGACUAAUUGAACUUCUUUUCUCCUCAGAACUUCCUUUUCUGCUUUCGAAAGUAAGGAAGUGGUCUAGCCGAUUACUCAAAGAGCGCGGAUCAGAAAUAGUUCGACGUGGGGAACUGUUCUAAGAAGUGCUACUUUUAUAUAACCACCCUUGAUCUUGCUGAAUUUUUCUUAAAAAAUUAAAAAUGGCUGGUGUCAGCAGCUGCAUGAAGUACUCUAUGUUCAUCUUCAACUUUUUGUUCUGGGUAAGUCUGAAUUGUUCAAAAUGAUUGUCAUGCGAAACAAAGCGAAUUCAAGGGAUACUGAAACAGCAGUUAAACAAUAACGAGGUAUUUGUAGAACAGCAUUAUUGCUGAUAUUUAACAGGUGCUUGCUAUCUGGAAACAGUUGGAGACUCUUUCAUUUCAACAUGCUUUUCUAGCAAGAUGUAAAGGUGUUCAUUUUGUAUUGUUUUUAAAUCUAUCCUUUGGCAGUGCUUUAAAAACUAUUAUUGUAUGUUUCUGUUGUAUGUUAGUAGAUUGCAUUGAGACUCAUGUGAAAGGCAAUUCAUUAAUUAGUUGAGUGUUGUUGCUGUUUUUUUAAAAAAUAUGUUUGUAAAUCACCCUGAGAUACACGUGAAAGGCAAUUCAUAACUUUUAAAAAACCACAAUUGGGUGGGGAGUAGGGUGAAAUUCCAAGGGCAAGCUCAGAACCCAGGCCUUUCUAAUGCCCCCUAAAUUCAUGUGGCCAAAAUGACUUAUAUUUCAGUAGUUUGGUAUAGCUGAAGCACAUGGGUCGGACAGCACAUUAAAAGGGUGUUGGGGGAAGAAAGGCAUUGUUUUAAUGUUGCUAAUAAUACACUGACCACCAGUUGGGUACCUGCAUGCAGUCAGCCAUCUGCCACCAACCCAAAGGAGCGUGAAACUUCUAUCUCUCCUGAUAUUUCUAGAUGAUUAGUGCUCAGAUUUCUGAAGAUCUUGACCAAAAUUAGGACUAAUUGUAAUAGUGGCUUGGGAAUGGAAAGGCACAGAGUUGAAACUUCAGUAUUUUGUGUGUCUAUUGCAUGGGCAUAGCCAGGAUUUAUAUUGGGGGGCAUGGUUUAUGUUAGGGGAGGGCAGAACCCUCAGGUGGUUAAGUAUUUUUAUUGAUUGGGGGGCAAUUGCCCCCUUGGCAACGCCCAUGGUCUAUUGACUGGUGCCAUAGCUGUCAACGUUUCCCCUUUUUUAAGGGAAAUUCCCUUAUUCCGAAUAGGAUUCCUCACAAGAAAAGGGAAAAGUUGACAGCUAUGACUGGUGCAUACUGGAAAAACCCAUAAUGUCUUCCUCAGAAUCAAUGACUUCCUCAUUCUUUUCAAGUUACUUCAAUGAGAGAAUGCAAAUGCAUUCAUGAUAUCCCUGGAGGCGUUUGUGAACUAAAACCCUUCAGGUCAGAGCUGUUACUUGUAUGAACUUUUGGGAGUAAAUCCCAUUCCCAAAUUCUUAGCAAGACAUAUUGCAAUAUGUACCCAGUCACAAAAAUCAUUUAGAGAUAUUCCUAUGUCUAAAACAUUUAUCAUGUAACUUCCUCCUCAGAUUGAAACUAUAAUGUUUUGCUUUAUUUUGGCCUAAGCCCUCGCUUUCAACACACAUAAUCCUUCAUCCUUCUCCUACUCUCUCUCUCUCUCUGCCUGCUUAUAUCUCUGUUUUAGUCAUGGCCUACUGGCUUUCCAUCUAUAACAUCUCCAAAAUUCAUCCUUUUAAAUCUAUGAACUCUACUGAUUCUCAGCGCCGUCCCACCCACGAGGCAGGGUGAACCAGCCGCCUCAGGCAACACCCCCACGGGUGCCCCACUGCUUCAUAUUGCCACCACACAACCUAGGCAAGAGAUGUGGUGGCAGCAGGGCAAGGCGAAACAGGAUGCAUCCCCCCUACUGAUUGUCAUACAGACCUGCUUUCUAGUAUAUGCAUUGUUAGUUCAUCGUACUUCUUGCCUUCCAGCAGAAACUUAUAUCUAUUUUCUUCACACUCAUUGUUUCCCCACUUACGGUUGUGGAGAAGAACUAUAGCUUUGCAUGCAGAAGGUCCCAAGUUCAAGCCAUAGCACCUAGCUUUUCUAUGAAUAGUAAAUAAAAGAAAAGCUUGACUGGGGGACAAAAGAAUGUAGCUUGCAUUUUCCGUUCAGCUUUGUCGGUUCCACUUUUUCUAGAUACAUGCCAUCCCAUCAUCCUGCAGCACUAGCCUCUUGCUUCUGCUGCCCACAAGAACCAGAGGCUUAGGCAAGUUGUGUGUUUAGGCCCCUGUCUGUGUGGUGGGUACGGGGCCUACUACAAAUCACUUGGCCAGGACCCACCAAAAUCUGGAGCCAGCUUUGAAUAAUUCAGAGGGACUAAUAUAGACACACACACAAAGAGAGAGAGACAGACAGACAGACAGACAGACAGACAGACAGCAAGAGGUCCAUGCACACCUUAUGCUUCUAAUCCAUCUUGAACUCUGUUAUGCUGAUGGGCAGGUUAGCAAUAUUUUAAAUAAAGACAGCCACAGCCUUUCCACUAUGUGAUAAGGCAACAGCCGCUGUGUUCUCAGCUGCAGAUAAUUUUAAUACAACCUGAUGAAAGGUAUCUGUUGAUCAGCCAUUCAAACAACUGUACAGACUGGGGCUUCUGGUUAGUCUGCACUUAAGUACAGUUAAUGAUCCGGUCCUGCUUGUGGAAAUCUGCCCUUGAGCUGCCUGCAUAUUGUAAGUUGUCAAAGCAUGAGGAUACCUCUAGAAGUACAGAAUUUAUCUACCAUAUGAUCUCUCACUCACUCAAUCACACACACACACAACCUGCAGUCUUUAAGCCAUAUCUGCACACCAAGAUUUUGUGCAGCCUCUCUGUAAAAGUGGGUGGAGCAACAGCUAUGACUUGUACCUGUGUAUUCUAGGCUGCAUUCUAGCCACACAAAAGCCAGAGGUUUCCACACACAGAUACACACACUCUAACCAGACAGGCAAGAGGCAUUGGAUAGUUCAGAAUCAUAUUCUAUCUAGAUGAAAGCACCUGAGGACAACAUGGAACAGGACUGGAUAGGGCUGUGGCCUCAGGGGGAGUCCUGAGAGCUAAACAGAGAUGCCUAGGGGACCACAUUUAGACAGGUUCCUCACUGCUGCUGAAGGACAACCCGAGGUUGAGGCCUGGGAGCUGCCACCUCAGCACUACAUAGUUGCCAUUUUGAAUUGAUCUACUUAUCAACUUUUGGGCUAACACAUGGAGCAGACUGCUGUUACGUUUCAGAGUUUGCAUGUCUUGUGAAGCACUGUAUGGUUUCAGACCAAGGAUCAGUGCUGGAACCCACGCCACACAUAGCUGAGGGUUUUUAUCCACCUGCUGUAUGUGAAUAAGUAGUUAUUGGUGGGGAGUGACCCUGAGAUGGAAGAGAAGCGGUGUGCUGAUGGGCGGCACAGUGGAGUGGCCAUGCGGUCGGGUGGCAGUGGUCUCCCAACAGCAGUGUUGCUGCCACUUACUGGGAUGGUGCAAAUUUGGGACUGUGGGCAAACUGUUGGGAGCACUAGUUUUGCUCCUCUCUGCUGUCCUGCCCCAUACCAGACCAUCACGGUAAGCGACAGUAACACUGCUGUUGGGAGAGGGGCCAUUAGGUCCUACCCCAUCACCCUGGUUGCAUCUAUGCAUGUGCUCUAAGCCCAGAUGAAGAUGUUAACUGGACACCUGGAAGAGGGCUGAAACCUGGGAAACUUGACUCUGUGUGUUCAUGGUCCAUGCUGUCAGAUUUUUGACCAAAUCAUCCUCUAAAGAGCCAGUGUGGUGUAGUGGUUAAGAGCGGUAAGCUCGUAAUCUGGUGAACCGGGUUCGCGUCCCUGCUCUUCCACAUGCAGCUGCUGAGUGGCCUUGGGCUAGUCACACUUCUUCUCAGCCCCACUCACCACACAGAGUGUUUGUUGUGGGGGAGGAAGGGAAGGAGAUUGUUAGCCGCUUUGAGACUCCUUCGGGUAGUGAUAAAGUGGGAUAUCAACUCCUCCUCCUCCUCCUCCUCCUCCUCCUCCUCCUCCUCCUCCUCCUCCUCCUCCUUCUUCUUCUUCUUCUUCUUCUUCUUCUUCUUCUUCUUCUUCUUCUUCUUCUUCUCCUCUAAAGGAAAAUUAGGAGCAAAACACCAGCCAGGGACAGUUCCUGGCAAACUGAGACUGGAGAGCUGGAACACAUGAUAUUAUUAUAUCUACUCCAUGUGAUUGUAUGCACUGAACUUGCAAGCAGGCAUCUGUUGAAAAGUAAUUGUUUUAUAUUCUGUUUACACUGCUGAUCAAUGUCUUUCCAUAAACAGAUGUGUGGAUGUGCUAUUCUGGCAGCCUCUAUUUACAUGCGUGUGAACAAAGAUGCUCAAGAAGUAAGUUUGUUUUUCACCAUAUUAUUUAUCCUUAUUUUUCUAUAUUAUUUCUCCAUAAUUUGUUGAUCCCAAAAUGGUCUGGGCAUCCAGUCUUGUGCUUUCCAAGAAAUAAUGGGUGUUUUUUUAAAUUAUCAUUUUUAAAAUUUUAGAAAUAUAAUUUUAGAAAUCCAUAAUUUGCCUUGACCUCCUUUUGAUUCAAGACACAUUUGAGAAAGAAGAAAGCUUGGUCCCAUGUGUUGGGCUCCUGUGAAGAGAAACCUCCUUCAUUUAAAGUGUGAGCCUUAUCUCAGCUACCCACUGCUUCAAAAAUAUAUUUCAUUCUUAGAAACAUAAUGAAAAACAUCAUUCAAUUGAUUUUUGGGGGGUGGGAGGUAGGGAUGUAAGUAGUACCACUAUGUUCAUUGGGAUUUACUCUGUGCAUAGGAUUGCAGGUUUAAAAUCUUGAAUAAUCCAGAGAUGCACUCGAGUUGUAUUAAUUUGAAUGCUCUUUUGAAGAGAGAGAGAAAAAGAGGUGUGCUGAAGACAUUUUAUUUAUGUGAUCAAGGACAAGACACCUGAUUUCCACUUUAAACAUAAUAUAAGGAAUGUAGAUGAGUAUAUGAAUGCAUGCUACAUUUUAAGUAAUAUGCAUACAGUGGUGCCUCGCAAGACGAAAUUAAUUCGUUCCGCGAGUUUUGUCGUCUUGUGAUUUUUUUUGUCUUGCGAAGCACGGUGUCAGGAAAGUUUUGGAAAAGCUUCAAAAAUCACCAAAGUCUUUAAAAACCUCAAAAAAGGCUACCACACCGCGUCCUAUGAGUUGCUCCUCAAAGUCAAGUCGCAACUGUAUUAACGGUGUUAAGAAAAAGGAAACAAACUUGCAAGACGUUUCCGUCUUGCGAAGCAAGCCCAUAGGGAAAAUCGUCUUGCGAAGCAGCUCAAAAAAACGAAAAACCCUUUCGUCUAGCGAGUUUUUCGUCUUGCGAGGCAUUCGUCUUGCGGGGCACCACUGUAUACAUUUUAAGCCAAAUCCAAUAAUAAUAAUAAUAAUAAUAAUAAUAAUAAUAAUAAUAAUAAUAAUAUAUUUCUUAUUUAUACCCCACGCAUCGGGCUGGGUUUCCCCAGCCACUCUGGGCAGCUCCCAACAGAAUAUUAAAAACACGAUAAAACAUAAAACAUAAAAAACUUCCCUAAACAGGGCUAUGACUGGCCUGCUGCUGGAGUCAAUGCAGUCAUCUUCUCCUCUAAAAACCUGUCCAUCCUCCAACACCAUCAUCUGAAACCUUUCUUUGGGUGCCUCCACUAACUGAAGUCACUGGAGAGGCAAUCCUGGAAGUAGAGUUGCAACUACAGUGACACCAUCAUGAGCACAAAUCACCGUGCGCAAUAAAAAAAGGAUAUUUGGAGGUGCCCAAAAUCUGCACCGUUAUCCCUAUGUUUAUUUACAUCAGAACAUUUCUACGCUGCUUGAUUGUAAGAAAUAAUAAUAAUAAUCUCAAAGCUGUUUCCAAAAAGAAUAAUAAAACAAUAAUAUUGUCACUGAAAGCAGCUUUUUUAAAAGCAUUCCCAAAUAAUUAAAAUCAAUGAUGAGCUAAAAAUAGAUUAAAACACACAUCGAGAUAUCUAGGUAGGCAUAUGUUGUCUAAAUAAAAAUGUUUUUAGCAUCUGCCAGAAAGAAUACAGUGAUAUCAAUGAGCAGGGAGUUCCAAUGUGUGGGCUCUGCUGCACUAAAAAAUUAAUUUCUUACAAAAGCAGAACGAGUAUUAUGUGGUCUCUGUAACAGUGCCCAUUCCACGAAUUGAAGCGGUCAAGUGGGCAUAUACAGAGCAAGGUGACCUCACAGGUAAACUGGUCCCAAGUUGUUAAGGAUUUUAUAAACUGAUAGUAAUAAUUUGAAUGUUACCUGGUAGCAAAUGGGCAACCAGUGCAAGCCUCUGACCAGUGGUGUCGUAUGCUGACAGGGUCUCACUCCUUUUUUUUUUUUAAUAAUAAUUUUUUAUUCAUUUUCCAAACAUUUUUAUACAAUCAACUCAUAUUAACUCUCACAUUCAUCAAUUUUUGACUUCCCUCAGUUUCUCUGCCAAUCUUUCGUUAAAAUUUCUAUUGUUAACGCAUUUCUGAACUUAUUAUUGCCUUUAACCAUUCCUCUUCCUUUCUCCUACUUUCUUUUUUACAAUAUUUCUUAAUUUUUCACAGAGACUCUUCAAAACCAACAAGCGUUGUCUGUGCAUCACAUAUGCUUUUCAGAUAAUCUGUAAAUUUCCCCCAGUCCUCGAUAAACUUUUGGUCUUUCUGAUAUCGAAUCUUCCCAGUCAGUUUAUCCAAUUCCGCAUAUUCAGUCAGUUUCAUUCUCCAUUCUUCCACAGUUGGAAUUUCUUCCUGCUUCCAUCUUUGCGCCAGAAGUAUUCUUGCAGCUGUUACAGCGUAUUGGAAAAGUUUACAAUCUUUUCUAUUAAUUUCAUUACCUACCAAUCCUAGUAAGAAGGCUUCUGGUUUUCUAACAAAUGUAUAUCUCAACAUCUUUUCAAUUCCUUAUAUAUCGUUUCCCAGAAGCCUUUCACCUUUUGCAUUCCCACCACAUAUGAUAGAAAGUUCCUUCUUUUUCUUUACAUUUCCAACACUUGUUACAUGUUUUAUACAUUUUAGCUAAUUUAACUGGCGUUAUGUACCAUCUAUAUACCAUUUUCAUUACAUUUUCCUUCAACGCGGUACACGCCGUAAAUUUUAACCUUUCAUUCCAUAAUUUCGUCCAAUCAUCAUAUUGUAUAUUAUAACCAAAGUCUCUGGCCCAAUGUAUCAUUACUGAUUUCACCUCUUCAUCUUUUGUAUGCCAUUCCAACAACAUUCUAUACAUUUUAGACAAAUUUUUAUACUCAUUAUUCAAUACCUUUAUUUGAAAUUUUGAUUCUUUUCCUUCAUAUCCACACAUUUUACAGUCUUUUUUAAACAUUUCACUAAUCUGGUAGUAGUGCAACCAAUCAUAAACAAAUUCUUUCACCUCUUCAUAAGUCUUCAUUUUCCAUCCCCCCCCCUUACUAUCAAUUCUCCAUAAGUUAUCCACCUCCCCCUCAUGUUUAUCUUUUUCACACUCAUCACUUCCAAUGGUGAAAGCCAAUGGGGGAGUCUUGGUUCCAACAAAUUUUUAUACCUCUCCCACACCUCUAUCAAUGAUCUUCGGAAGAUGUGGUUUUCAAAUCCUUUAUGAAUUUUUUUCUUUUCAUACCACAGAUAUGCAUGCCACCCGAAUCUAUUAUCACAUCCUUCUAAAUCUAACAACUCUCCAUUCACUAAUUUAAUCCAUUCCUUUAACCAACAGAGGCAUGAUGCUUCAUAAUAUAGUUUCAAGUCUGGCAGGGCGAAGCCACCUCUUUCUCUCGCAUCUGUUAAUAACUUAAACUGAAUCCUUGGCUUCUUGCCCUGCCAGAUGUAUCUUGAAACUAUUUUUUUGCCAUUCUUUGAAAAUUGAUGCCCCUUUAAUUAUCGGUAGUGAUUGGAAUAGAAAUAACAUCCUUGGCAGCACACUCAUCUUUAUCGUAGAUAUCCUUCCCCAAAAAGAUAGCUUCAAUCUUCCCCACACCUCCAGAUCCCUUUUUAUCCCAUUCCAAACAGGUACAUAGUUAUUUUGACACAAAUCAAUAUUCUUGAGGGUUAACCAUACUCCUAAAUAUUUCACUUUGUUCACCACUUCCAGCCCUGUACUUUGUUGCAUUUCCUCUAUUAAUUCUUGGUCCAUAUUUUUCGCAAUAAUUUUGGUCUUUCUCCUGUUUAAAUAAAAACCUGCAACUUGACCAAAUUGUUCUAUUUCUUCUAGGAUUCUUUUAACACUUCCCACUGGCUCUUCUACCAUCAUUACAAGAUCGUCCGCAAAUGCUUUGACUUUAUAUUCAUUUUUCCCUACAGACACCCCUUUUAUUUCUUCAUUUUUCUUAUUGAUUUUAGCAGAACCUCCAGCACCAAGAUGAAUAAUAAUGGUGAUAAUGGGCAUCCUUGUCUUGUACCCUUUGUUAUUUUAAUGUCUUCCGUUGUAUAAUUGUUUACUAUCAACUUCGCUUUUUGCUCUGUAUAUAUUGCCUUUAUUCCAUUAAAAAAUUCCGUACCUACGUCCAUAUGUUCCAAAUUUUUUAACAUAAAGUUCCAUGAUAUAUUGUCAAAGGCCUUUUCCGCAUCCACAAAGAUUAACAUGGCUUGUUUCUCAUUCCUGGCAUUCAGAUAUUCUAUUAUAUUUAUUAUAUUUCUUAUAUUAUCUUUCAUCUGUCUGCCAGGAAGGAAACCCGCCUGAUCCUUAUGUAUAAGGUCUUGCAGUACUUUUUUCAUUCUCUUUGCUAAUAUACUUGCAAAGAUUUUGUAAUCAGUGUUCAACAGCGAAAUAGGCCUAUAAUUUUUAACUUGCGUUAAGUCCGAUUCUUGUUUUGGGAUAAGUGUAAUAAAGGCUUCUUUCCAAGUUUCCAGUAUUUCCCUAUUCUUCAAGAUAUUGUUUACAACUUCUUUCAGUGGUAUAAGUAGGGUGCUUCUCAUUUCCUUAUAGUAUCUAGCUGUGAAUCCAUCUGGUCCUGGGGCUUUCCCCUUUUUCAAUUUGCUUAUCGCCUCUUUAAUUUCUUCAGUUUCAAUUGGGGCAUUCAAGUUAUCUUUUUUCUCCGUCGGGAUCUUCUGCACUUCUUUUUCCUUUAAGAAUCUUUCUAUCUUCCUCAUAUUAUUCUUUUCCUUGUUUUUGUAUAGUUGUCUAUAAAAGUCCAGGAAUCCUUUUCUAAUUUCUUUCAGGUCUUCUAUUUCCUUACCUUCAAUUAUGAUUUUGUUUACUGUAUUCUGCUCUUUUCUUUUCUUUAUCUACCACGCCAGCCAUUUUCCUGAUUUAUUCGCAAAUUCAAAAUUUCUUUGUUUCAUUCUUUUUAUGUUCCCUUCUACUUCCUUAUUUAUUAUUGUCAGGGAACUGCCAUCGGACGGAAGGGAGGUGAAAGGGCUCACACAGGUUGGGAGAGACGCAGCAGCUGAAGAGGGAACCAGCAGGGAGGUGAAAGGGCUCACACAGGUUGGGAGAGACGCAGCAGCUGAAGAGGGAACCAGCAGGGAGGUGAAAGGGCUCACACAGGUUGGGAGAGACGCAGCAGCUGAAGAGGGAACCAGCAGGAGGAGAGGAGCUGAGCUGGAGGGAUGGCUCAGAGACACUUCCAGCAAAAACAGUGGGGAGGUUUCAGGACCUCCUGUAAGAACACCCACUCCUCGCCGGAAACUGUCACGCAGAGAUUCCAGAAGACGUGUUUCCGUUAAGGAGCUUUUAUGUUGGAAGCGAUUACGAAAGCAACCACUGUCGGAAUCUGCUAGUGACUAGAGGGGCCAUGUCUGAGGGGCUCCGUCACAGACAGAGGUUUGUGGACUUGUACAAACUCUGAGGGGAUACGCUUUUACGCACAAGCAGCUCAUCAUCCCAUCACAGCAUUCCGACAGUCUUUGAAAGCAGCUUGUGCAGGAGAAGGCAUCAUGAGCAACCCAGCCGGAACCGGAGAAGCAGGAGCUGGAGUGGGUCCAAGCCUGGAAGAAAGGUACCGGGUGUUGGAGGUCCAGCUAGCGAUGCAGACGGCGAGGCUUGAGGAGAGGAGGGCUCAGGAUGCAGACCAAAAGGGAAAGCCACCCAGCUCGCCAGAAAGGUACCAGGAUUGGUGCAGAAGUUUGGGGAGCCCAAAACUAUCAUGGCUUUCGGACAGAAAUGCAAUAUGCCCUCAAUCUGCAGUUUGAUGAAUUCCCUGACGAGGAAUCACGAGUGGCUUUCGUGAUUGAGCAUCUUGAAAGGGGGCGAGAGACUGGGUUAGACCCCUGAUGGCAGCGAAUAGUGACGUCCUAAAGGACACAAUGAAGUUCUUUCGCGCCAUGGAUCUGAUGUUUUCCAGCGAUAUUGAAAAGGGAGUGGUGCGCAGACAGUUAAUGGGUUGCAAACAGGGAGCCGAUCUGUCCGUGAGUACUGGACUGAGUUCACCAUGCUUGUUCACAGAUUGGGGUGGGACUUAUCGGCGGAACCCAUUCAAAUGCUCUUUGAAGAAGGGCUUUCUUCGGCUGUGAAAGACGAACUUUCCCGGGCGCCCAGGGCGGAGUCUAUGGACCAGCUGACCAAAUCAGCGCUGGCCAUAGGAGCGCGCCAGGAGGCGAGAGCAUUGGAGAGGCGGGAAGGGAAAGGGGAACGUUGGAAGGAGUUCCGCAUUCCAGACAUUCCAGAGCCAACUUUCCCACCGGCAGAGCAGAUGGAAAUCGGAACAGCGCGCGCGCGCGCAGUUACAAAGCCCAGAGAGGUGGCAAAUAAGGCGGUACAAGGCGCCCGGAAAUGCUAUCUCUGCCAACAGCCAGGUCACUUUGCCAGAGUCUGCCCCCAGAGGAAAGAAUGGCAAGGGAUGGUAGGAGCUGUGGAUGGAAGAGAGGAAGAAAUACCGGAGCAAGUAAAAGCCAACGCCUGGCUGCCACUGUCAGGGCACAGCAGCCAGGCCAAAGAGCAGUGAGAGUGCCCACGCCAGAACCUCCUAAACCCGCCCUAGUGAUAGAAGUGACGCUAGAGCUGCCAAACGGACACCCUCUAAAGAUAAAGGCGCUGUUGGACUCAGGCAGCUCCUGCAAUUUCAUGAGCAAAGAGUUUGCAGCUGAACACCAGAUACAGACAAUCCCUUUAAGCAGGUGACCACGAUCGAUGGCAGGGAGCUGUUGGGGGGAGAAGUCAGCUUGCAGACCGUCCCAAUGAUAAUGAAGGUAGCAAGGCACACCGAACUGAUAGCUUUUAAUGUGGCCACCUUGGGAGGAGCUCCCAUUAUAUUGGGGAUGAGCUGGCUAGCGUUACAUGAUCCGCUGGUGGGCUGGCAUCAGAGAGUGGUUUCUUUUGGUUCAGCACAUUGCUUAGAACACUGCAAAGAGGGAAAGGGUUUGGCAGGGGUCCAAGCCACCCUAGCAGGGACUGAAGUAACAGAGAACGUGAAGGUACCACGACAAUAUGCAGAUCUCCGUGACGUCUUCAGCGAAAGGGAAGCUGACCAACUACCCCGCAUAGACCCUUUGACUGUCAAAUCAAUUUACUCCCUGGAGCACAGCUCCCUGUAGGCAAGCUGUACGCCAUGUCAGACAGAGAGAUGCAGGAGUUAAGAGAGUUCAUUGACAAGAACCUGAAGAGAGGGUUCAUCAGAGAGUCCAGGGCGGUGGGGGCAGCCCAGUGUUUUUGUGGAUAAGAAAAACACGAACAAGCCGAGGCUGGUGUGUGACUUCAGGGCCUUAAAUGCAGUGUCAGAACCAGUAGCCUUCCCUAUGCCCAGGAUUGACGACAUUUUGACAAGGGUGCGGAAGGGAAAGAUUUUCACAAAGCUGGACCUAAGGGGGGCGUACAACCUGGUACGAAUAAGGAAGGGGGAUGAAUGGAAAACCACUAUGUUCACCCCUUUAGGGGCAUUUGAAUAUUUGGUUAUGCCCUUCGGCCUACAAGCAGGCUCCGCAACAUUUCAAUCGUUUAUGAACCACGUCCUGGGGCCUUUGCUUUACAAGAAUUGUGUGGCCUUUUAGACGACGUGUUGGUUUAUUCUGAGAAUGAGGAGCAGCAUGUGAGAGACGUCAGAGAAGUGUUGAGCAGGCUGCAAGCCAGCCAGCUGUGGGUGAAACUGGAGAAGUGUCAGUUUCACACCAAGGAGGUGGAAUUCCUGGGGUAUCGCCUGUCAGACAAGGGAUUGGCCAUGGAUCCCGGCAAGGUCCAGGCGGUGCUGGAAUGGAAAACACCCAAAACAAAGAAGGAUGUGCAGAGGUUCCUAGGAUUUGGGAACUUCUAUCGUAAGUUCAUCCGAAGCUUUGCCCACCUGACGGCGCCCAUUACGGACUGUCUCAGCAGUAAGAAGAAGUUCGUGUGGACUGAGGAGGCGGAGCGAGCAUUUGAGGAACUAAAGGGCCUUCGCCUCGGAACAACAACUCCUGCAUGUGGAUUUACAAAAACCGAUGAGAGUGGAAACUGACGCAUCAGACAGAGCGAUUGGGGCGGUGCUUCUGCAGCCAGGGAAGAAGGGGUCAGAGUGGAGACCGUGUGCCUUUUUCGCGAAAGCUGAACAAAUCCGAGAGGAACUACACGGUGUAUGACCGAGAACUACUAGCCAUUCAUGAGGCGUUCCGGAGAUGGAGGCACCUGCUAAUUGGCGCACAACAUAAGGUGCAAGUGUGCACUGACCACAAGAACCUAGAGUAUUGGAGGACGGCACGAGUGCUCAACCAACGGCAAGUGAGAUGGGCCCAGGAGUUCUCCAAAUUUAACUUUGAGAUUAGUUACGUGCCAGGCCCAGAGAACAUUAGGGCGGACGCUCUCUCACGCAAACCUGAAUAUUUGGAGGGGAGGGGCACCCGAAGAGAGACAUGUCAUUCCAGAGGACCGCUGGGUGUGUGGGGCGGCAUUGGUGGGACAAAGAGAACUGGUAGAGGAAACAGAGAAUGAUGAAUACGCCCAGAAUAAGCUCAGAGGUCUUAGGGGUGAGGGAGAGGAACCAGGGGGUUUCGAGGAAAGAAAUGGAGCUUUGUAUUACAAAGGGGCACUGUAUAUCCCUGAAGGAGAAUUAAUGGGGAGGGUACUCAAGCAGUUGCACGACAGCCCUACGGCGGGGCAUUUUGGACAACACAAAACCAUGUGGUUGGUCACCAGGGAAUUUUGGUGGCCUAAGGUGAGGGAAGAUGUACGUGAGUAUGUAAGAGGGUGCGAGCAAUGCCAGCGAGCCAAAGGGGAAAGGCGGGCGCCGGCGGGGCUAUUAGAACCCUUACCAACCCCAGAACGACCUUGGGAGGCAGUGUCGAUAGAUUUUAUGACUGAUCUGCCGAAGUCCAAAGGGAAAACAGCCAUCAUGGUGGUGGUAGACCUACUAACAAAGAUGUGCCACUUUGUAGCUUGCUCGCAUGCAGUCACGGCGGAAGAGACAGCGAAGUUAUUUGUAGAACACAUUUUUAGGUUGCACGGGUGCCAUUGAGGGUGGUCUCAGACCGAGGAAAACAAUUUACUUCCAGGUUCUGGAGGAAGCUCAUGAGCUUACUGCAGGUGGAGGUCAAUUUUUCGACUGCCCGGCACCCUGAAACCAACGGGCAGGCGGAAAGAGCAAACGGUGUCCUCCAGCAAUACCUGAGGUGUUAUGUCAAUGACAGAGAGAAUGACUGGGUAGAAAAGUUGGCGCUGGCGGAAUUUGCCUACAACAAUGCCGAGAAUGUGUCCACAGGGAUGAGCCCCUUCUUGGCUAAUUAUGGGUGUCAUCCCAGGGCUUUCCCAGGGGAGAUGGGGAGAGAUGGAGCGUCCCGGCAGCCGAGCAUUUUGUGGAAGAAAUGGAAGCAAUCCAUUGUCAGCUCCAACUCAACUUAGAAAGGGCGAAGGAAGAAUACAAGAGGCAGGCAGACAAGAACCGAAGGGAAGGUGAAACCAUAAGGGUGGGAGAUAGGGUGUGGCUGUCAACCCAAGGGUUGCCGUUCAAAGGAGGUUAUAAGAAAUUAAGACCCAGGAGGUUGGGUCCCUUUGAGGUCAUUCAACAGGUCAAUCCAGUGGCUUUCAGGCUCCAGUUACCCAACCACAUGAAGCUGCACCCAGUAUUUCACAGGUCGUUACUGUCACCGUACGAAGGGGGACGAGAAGGACUGGCCACUCGGGGACCGGUCGUAGAAGAAAGAGAAUGCAGCAGCCAUGUGGCAGAAAUCCUCGACGCCAGGUGGUAGGGUGAUCAGGUGGAGUAUUUGGUAGCGUGGGAAGGAGAACCGGAGUCAGAAAACACUUGGGUAAUGGCUGAAGAUAUCAAUGACGAGGUAUUGAUAGAAACGUUCCAUCAAAGGUUCCCAAGGAAACCUCAGCCUGUGGAGAGGUUCCGGAGGGAAUACUUUGGGACCACUGAUGAAGGGGAGGAGUUGGAAGGAUUCCCGGACUCGGAAGGGGAAGGGGAGAUGGACUCUGAGGAGGAGGUGUACUUCGAGACCAGGAACCGCAACAGGUUGAGAGAAGUGUUCGAGACAUUGGAAGAUGAAGGAAGUUCAUUCCGGGGUUUUGCCUCCUCACCGCCCGUAGAGGAGGGGGCGAGAGGGGGUGAAGGGGGCCCUGGAGGGGAGGUGGAUGUCAGGGAACUGCCAUCGGACGGAAGGGAGGUGAAAGGGCUCACACAGGUUGGGAGAGACGCAGCAGCUGAAGAGGGAACCAGCAGGGAGGUGAAAGGGCUCACACAGGUUGGGAGAGACGCAGCAGCUGAAGAGGGAACCAGCAGGGAGGUGAAAGGGCUCACACAGGUUGGGAGAGACGCAGCAGCUGAAGAGGGAACCAGCAGGGUGAGAGGAGCUGAGCUGGAGGGAUGGCUCAGAGACACUUCCAGCGAAAACAGUGGGGAGGUUUCAGGACCUCCUGUAAGAACACCCACUCCUCGCCGGAAACUGUCACGCAGAGAUUCCAGAAGACGUGUUUCCGUUAAGGAGCUUUUAUGUUGGAAGCGAUUACGAAAGCAACCACUGUCGGAAUCUGCUAGUGACUAGAGGGGCCAUGUCUGAGGGGCUCCGUCACAGACAGAGGUUUGUGGACUUGUACAAACUCUGAGGGGAUACGCUUUUACGCACAAGCAGCUCAUCAUCCCAUCACAAUUAUCAUUGCAAACUGUGUUUGUAAAGUCUUUAUGUUUUGUCUUAUCUUUUCGUUAUUUGGUUUUUUUAUCAAUUUUUUUCAUUCUCCAUUAUUUGUCUCAAUAUUUCCUUUUUAUUCUCUUCCCUAUUUUUAUUUUUCAGGGCAUUUUGUUGAAUGAAAAAGCCCCUCAUCACAGCUUUGCUGGCAUCCCAGACCGUACUCAUUUUUGUUCCCUUAUUACAGUUAUUUACAAAAUAUUCCGACAGGUUCUUUUGAGCAUUUUCUACUACUUUCUGAUCAUCUAGAAGAUAGUCGUUUAUUCUCCAUCUAAACGUUCUUUCUUCAAAACCCUUUAGUUCAAAUUUUAUUGCACUAUGGUCCGAAAUCACUCUUGGUUGAAUUUCAAUUUUCGAGAUUCUUGGAGUUAAUUCAUUUGAGACCCACACCUGGUCUAUUCUUGACAUGGAUUGGUUUGGUUCUGAAUAAAACGUGAAUUGUUUCUCCAGUGGGUGUCUAAGUCUCCAAAUGUCAAUCAAAUUACAAUUCUUAGUCAUUGAGAAAAAAGUCUUAGGUAAUUUCCCAUCUUUGCUCACCCCUGUUGUUCUCAGUCUGUCCAUUUCCAUUGACACCACUCCAUUCAGGUCUCCCAUUAUUAUAAUUUUCUGAUCCAUAUAUUCGAACAAUCUUUCUUCUAAAUUUUUAUAAAAUUCUGUUUUGUUUCCAUUUGGUGCAUAGAUCCCGACAAUUAUUAUUUUUUCUCCUUGCCACUUAAUUUGAACUGCCAUAACUCUGCCUUCUUCAUCUUUAAAAAUUUGUUGAGCUUCAAUUUUUUUUCUGAUGUACAAAACUAUUCCUCUUUUUUUACUCCUAUCCGAAGAUAUAAAUUCAUUUCCCUGUCUUUUAUUAAUUAAUUUUUUUUAUGUCUUCUUGCCACGUGAGUUUCUUGUCGACAAAUGAUAUCCAAAUUUUUCUUUUUUGAAUGUUGUUCGACUUUAUUUCGUUUUUUAUCGUUAAUCCCAUUAAUAUUCCAAGUCCAUAACUUUAGCUCCGUUUUCACCAUUUUGAAUUCUUUAUUACAAAUUUUAUAAUUCGUCUACCUCUUCUUCUUUCUCUUCUUCUUCCCUCUUUCUUUCUUCCUCUAAUUCAUCCGGGUCCACUCCUCCUGCCGCCUCCAUUCCUGGUUCCACUUCUCUUGUUUCUUCCUCAUCACUUCGCAGCUCUUUAUAUUUUCUUAAAAAGUUUCCUAUUUCUUCCGGGCUCGUGAGUCUAUGUCUUUUACUUUUGUAAAUAAAAGAGAUUCCUUCCGGGUAUUCCCAUCUGAAUUCUAUAUUAUUCUUCCUUAAAAUCUGAACUGUUGGUUUAUAUGGGUCUCUCCGUUUAAGUAGCCUGAUCGGGAUGUCUUUAAAAAUGAUUAUGUAGUUUCCUUCAAUGUUCAGCCUGUUCUCUCUAUUUUUCUGGAGUAUCAAAUUUCUCAUCUCUCUGUCCUUAAAGGUAAUCAGGCAGUCCCCCGGAAAUUUUCUUGCCUUAGCCGAUCUUAUCUUCAUUCGAAAAGCACUUUGCACCGAUCUUGCCACCUCAUCUACAUUCAUCUCCAUCCAUUGUGCAAUCUCUUUUAUUAACUUCUCUUUAAUAUUUUCUCCUUGCACCUCUGGAACCAUCCUCAAUCUUAAAAUCACUUCUCUCUGCCUGAGUUUGUUCAUAGAAAUCGCAUCCCAGACUUCCUCUUGUGUUUUAUUAAUUUCCGACAUUCCCGUCCUUAUUUUUUCUUCCUCCUUCUUCACUUCCCUCAUUUCCAAUCUUGUCUUUUUCAAUCCGUCUUCCAAAUUCUGUGUCCACUUACUCACAUCCUUCAAUUGCCCUUUCAGUUCAUUAACUGUAACAUCAAUUUUUUUGUCCAUUUGGCCCAUUCUCUUGUCCAUUUGCUCUAAUUUUGCUUCUAUAUUAUUUUCACUCUGCUUAAUAUUGGAAUUGAUCUCUGCAAACAUUUUCAAAAUCUCUCCUUUAAAAUCCGCUUCUUGUUUUGAUCCUCUCCUCUCUACCGGUGUUCCUCCCUCCCCCCCUUUCUUUUGUGUAUGAGACAUUGUAAUUAAUUUCCGAACACCUGAUAUGAUAUACAGUCAAAGACAAUCAAUAUAUAUAUGAUCAAUAACAAUCAAUAUUCAAUCUGAAUAUAAAUCAUAAAAUCACUUCUUUUCAAAAAAAAGGCGUCGAAAGAAAAAAAUAAGAAUUUUUACCCUUCUCAAUUCUCAUGCACUUAAACCUAAAUAUUACUCAAUUUAUGUAUAUCAGUUUUUCCAAAAUAGUUUUCACAAAUAUAUACUUAUAGGGGGGAACACCAAUAAAUUUUUAAGAUUCACACUUUUAAAAGAUCAAUCUCCCACUGCAAAAAAGAAAUUAACUUCCUUUCUUCUUUCUUCUUGCCACCACUUAGGCUAUAUCCAUACCUACUUCUUAUUGAAGAAAUACCCUCCGUAUAAUGCUGCUGUACUGUCUAAAUUUUUGUAAUCCAAUGGUUAUAUAUUGUAUCCCCAAAAUUAUAAUUCAAUUAUGUGGCCAAAGUUAUUAAAAAUGCUGAUAGGUGUUCCAAUUAUAUCCAGAAAUGUCCAAGGGGCACCAGGUGUAUCCAGAGGUAGGAAAUAAAGAAGAAGUAUCUAAAGGAGUCUGACCGCCAAUAAUUAUAAAGGCUGCCAGUCUCCUUAUUUUGGAGUGAUAUUUGAGUUCAAAUGUGAAAACAGCAAUAUUUUUAAGUUCAGAUGUAAAAACAGAGGGAGAAGAGAAAAGGAGGAGUGAUCUUUAGUUUGACAGUCCAGACUAAUCCGAUAAUGGGAAAUGAAAAAUAAAAAUAAAAAUGAAACACGGAGGAGUGAUUAGUUCAGCUCCAAUUUUCCUUAGCCCCAAAUAAAAAUAUAGUACUGAAGACAGAUAGCUAAGCUGUUCUUUCUCAGUUCAUUCCGCGGACUCACACAAAAAAAACUUAAAAAAGCAAAAACAACUUGGGUAGAUAGCCUCAUUCCAACAUAGUCCUUUUUUCUUUCCUUUUAUAUUUAAGCGUUCAAAUUUAAUUAAAUUAAAUGCAGAGGUAUCCAAUCAUAUAAGAAAAUUUUUUACUGUUCAAUAUUGUCUUUCCAUCCCUUUAUUAUAUUUUUUGUCGCUGGAUGACUUCCUUCAACUUAAAAUGGAGAAACAAAAGUUCUAUUUCGUUGCGCAGUUUUUUCCAAAACCGAAAGUACCAAGAAGUGACUUUCUUUCUUUAUAACUUCGCUCAGACCGUUCGUUGUAUCAAAGACCUUUUAAAGUCACAAAGUAGUUACCCUCUGCUCCCUCUUUUAGUUAUCCUCUUUUUCUGCAACUUUUUGUUACUUUUGCAACAAUUUAUCUCACUUUUAACAGGGUCUCACUCCUGUCAGCAAUCAGGCUGCAGGAAUCUUCACUAACUUCAGCUUCCAGAUCGAGAGAAGCCCCACAUUUGCAUUCAGGCACACUUCUUGCAGUGAGAGACCCAGCAAAGGCAGAGUCUACAAUCCCACACACACACAUGUACAUUCAUAGGUUCUGUUCAACCUUCCACGGAAUGUAUGGAAGUCAGGCAUGCAAUGAGCAAGCACCUUCCUAUUCCCCAUUAGCCAUGUGUACAUAUUGAGGGGAUAUCCCAUGUGAACAGGCCUUUGAAGCCGAUUUGUUGUUGUUGUUGUUGUUUAAUCGUUUAGUCGUGUCCAACUCUUCGUGACUCCAUGGACCAGAGCACACCAGGCACUCCUGUCUUCCACUGCCUCCCGCAGUUUAGUCAAACUCAUGCUAUCCAACCAUCUUGUCCUCUGUCGUCCCCUUCUCCUUGUGCCCUCAAUCUUUCCCAACAUCAGGGUCUUUUCUAGGGAGUCUUCUCUUCUCAUGUGGCCAAAGUAUCGGAGCCUCAGCUUCACGAUCUGUCCUUCCAGUGAGCUCUCAGGGCUGAUUUCCUUAAGAAUGGAGAGGUUUGAUCUUCUUGCAGUCCAUGGGACUCUCAAGAGUCUCUUCCAGCACCAUAAUCCAAAAGCAUCAAUUCUUCAGCGAUCAGCCUUCUUUAUGGUCCAGCUCUCACCUCCAUACAUCACUACUGGGAAAACCAUGGCUUUAUCUAUACGGACCUUUGUUGGCAGCAUGGUGUCUCUGCUUUUUGAAGCCAAUAGGGCCAUGAAAAAUGUUCCACGCCCCCUGUGCUGCUUUGUGCCCCUUCUCCACUCAUACCUGAGCAAUGCAAAACAGUGCAUUGUAGCAGUUGCUUUGCCCUAAACUGCAACAAUACUGCAGUGCCCUUUGGGUAUUUGGGUGUAAGAUAUAUGCUGUGGCUCAACUCAUGAAAUUGCACUGGUGCAAAUGCCUUUUCCCGCUGAUCCCAUCCACAGUAGACUAGAGGAAAGAGUUGUUGAUUACCUUUCACAUUGCUUUUGAAGAAGAAUGUCCUUUCUCUGUUUACCAUAUUUGCUUCUGUCUCCACAGUCAUUCAACAAAGGCAGUGGCAUGUUUGCCGGGAUUGACCUCCUCAUUGCCGUGGGCGCUAUCAUCAUGGUGAUGGGUUUCCUCGGCUGCUGUGGUGCCAUGAAAGAAAGCCAAUGCAUGCUCCUCCUGGUAAGAGAUUCAAUAACGGGAACUUCAACACUAGCCUCUCCACACCAAUGUUUACAUAGGUGUGCUCACUUCUUGUCUCCUUUCUUUGUCUGUGAUUUGGAGCAUUUUACAGUGGAACAUUCCACAGUGGAACCUCGGUUUUCGAACGUAAUCUGUUCUGGACUUCCAAAAUGUUUGAAAACUGAGGUGCAAAGGGCAGCCUGCAAGUUUACAGAGAAAUUUGAGAAAAACUUAGUGGUACCUCAGCGGAAGCCAUUUGACCGCUGAGGCAUGUUCAAAAAUGGAAGCAUUUCCUUCCAGGUUUUCGGCGUUUGAGUUCCGAAACGUUCGUCAACGGAGAUGUUAAAAAACCGAGGUACCACUGUAUAUUCAAUGAAAUGAUUUAGUGUUUCUAAAAAGUUCCAAAGCGACAGGCAAGAAUUCCCUUCUUUGCAGCUGUGGACUAUGAAGGAAACAUGAGACAGAAGGAUACAGUAAAGGAAUUUGACUCGGAUUAUUAUUGUUAUUAAUUGAAUUAUCAUCAUCAUUUAUUUAUAUAGCGCCAUUAGCACACAUGACUCUAUACAAUUAAAACAUGAAAUUAUACCCCAAGAGACGUACCAUCUAAAUGAACAAAUAUACACAAUACAAUAAAAAUAUAUAGUUUAGCAUGCAUAAUUCACAAGCCAUUAUAUUAGGGAUAAUGUAUAAAGAGUACCUCUUGAAUCAAUAAAAGGCUGAGAAGUUUUUACAUUUCUGAAUCCCUGUUCAGAAGUGUUUACACAGAGGCGAUGAAUUGGGGUCACACCCAAUGACUCCACCACUCCUGAUUACCACACUUUCAAGGGCCCAGUUUGGACACAGCCAGAGCAUAUACAACUUGGAAGCAUACACAGCCUGUUGUCAGCCUCUUCUGGAGUAAAACUAUGGGAGCCAGUUGCAUGUCAUCUAUCCCUCCCUUCUGAACUGAAUUCAAGUCAGACUCCCUGGAGUGCAGCAAGACCAAUACCAGAAACUUGGUUGGUUAACUUUUGUUUUGCUUAAGUAUUUAUGUACUUAAGCCUAGGUGGGUUGUUGUUGUUGUUGUUGUUGUUUUGUAAUACAGUGGUACCUCAGGUUAAGAACUUAAUUUGUUCUGGAGGUCCGUUCUUAACCUGAAACUGUUCUUAACAUGAGGUACCACUUUAGCUAAUGGGGCCUCCCGCUGCUGCUGCACGAUUUCUGUUCUCAUCCUGAGGUAAAGUCUGUAACCUGAAGCAUCUGUAACCUGAAGCGUCUGUAACCCGAGGUACCACUGUACUGAAUUUAUUCUGUUUGGCAUUUAUUUUAUUUUAUUGCUUUUUGACACUUCUGAAUUUACUGACAUGUUCUGUGUUCCUUUCAUGUGUCUUUCCAUUUUCCUGUAUUUGGAUGUUUUUGAAUGUUUCCUGAAAGCAGAUUUGGGCACAGCUCAUUAUGGGGGAAAGCGACAUAUAAGUAAACUCAAACCAUCCAUCAAUUGGUGCCAGGCCAUACCUUCCAUUUUUCUAGAGUAUGGAUUCCACAUAUGGGUGCCUAUGCAUGCAGGUGCUGUGCAAAUGAAUGAUGACUGGAGUCAACAUGUAGUACCAUCAGUCUUCUCUUAAUGCUUUCAUUUCUACACAUUUGAACACAUGAACAGUGCUAGGUACAGGUAUAAUAGGACAAAUCUGGCGACAAGUACAGAAUCAGCAGUGGUGUUUAUUCUGGAGGGUGCAUCAUGAUAACACUCAGAAUGGUAGACCAAGAUCUAUGUGCCAUUUUAUUUAUGUUAAAGGCUUGUAUCUCACUUGCUCACCCCCCCCCCCACAAAUGACUGACAACAGUAAACUAUACAUAUGCUUGAACCAAAUCAAUAAAUGCAUUGAUCAGUCACCAAAUAUACCAACAUCAUAAAACUAUAUAUAUAUAUAAAUUCUAGGAAGAGGAGAACUGCAAAAGGAACAAUGACAAAAUUUGGAAUAGCUUAGCCAACUGUAAAAUGGAGCCUACAAGCAACUAAUAAAUAUAUAUAUAUUUAAUUACAUUUGCACCUCACUUCAAAAUAUGUCAUACAAUGGCCAGAUUACCAGAAAUCUACUUUACCCUGACAUGACCAGGAAAAACUGUCUGCAGACAAACGUUGGUUCCCUUGGCCAGUAAAGCGAGAUGAACGCCGCAACCCCAGAGUCGUUCGCGACUGAACUUAACUGUCAGGGGUCCUUUACCUUUACCUUUACCCUGCUUUUAGAUAAUUAAUUGUUCUCUUUUUUUGUUUCUCCCCUCAACAGUUUUUCAUUGGACUACUAAUAAUCCUGCUUCUUCAAAUCGUAGCUGGUAUUUUGGGAGGAGUGUAUAAAUCUAAGGUACCACAUUUUUUUAGUCAUGCUUAAUUGUUUCGAAGAAAGUAUAUCAAACAUGCUGAUUGAUAUUGUGUUCCUUUUUCUAGGUUGAAGAAGUUGUUAACAAGACCUUAACCGAGGAGGUUCAAAUGUUGCAGGAUACUACAGGCAACAAUCAAGACUUCCAGGCCGGUUUUCACAAAUUUGAGCAAGCGGUAAAUGAUAUUACUGAUUUAUUUGAGAUAAAGGCAAAUGAGGGUUGUUGUUUUUUUAAACUGUUACAAGAAUAGUGAUAGCAAGAAAUUGGAAAAAGAACACAACCUCUACUCUUUGUGAAUAGAUUGAAAAAGGUUGGUCGGUUGUGACAAUAGUCAUAUUAACUUAUUUCGGAAUACAAGUAAACCCACCCAAUAAAUCUAACCCAAUAAGUGUAAAUGCAGCCAUAUGCUAUUUUUAAUUAAUUGCAUUAAAUAUAUGCAUUAAAUAUAUAUUUAAACUUUAAAGACAAAAUAAAAACAAACAUGAUAUUAACAUUUUUUAAAAAAUGCUAAAAGCUGAAAUUCUUACUCAUUGGUGCUUGGACUCAAGAUAUGUCUAGACCCUUAAUUCUUGGGGAACCAAGCUGUUUAAUGGUUAAAUCUAUGUUUGUUACAAGCCUUGGAUCUGAAAUCUGGACCAGUUUCAUGCAUUAAGUCAGACCACUUCCACACUGUGGCUAUUUUGUAGGUGGGAAUCAGUCAUGUGUCAGCACAUUCAGAUUGUAAAAAUAAAGUGGAUUUGGUGCACAAGAAGCCUGCUUCCUAAAUAUAAGUAAAUUAAUCAGACUUUUUGUGGCAAUCAAAGUGAUGGGGGAAAGGCAGUGGAUAGAGUAGAGUAAUACUCACUUGUUGUACGUAUAACCUCCCCGCAAACAAAUCAGAAGGAAUGCUUGAUAAACAGCCAACCUUGUAUCUCCUGUUCACAAACUUUGUGCAAACGAAUUAAGAUAAACGUUCAUUAAACCCAAGUGUGUUUGGGCCUUUAGAAAUCUCACUCAUUCUUACUCUCACCCAAGGCCAGUUCAAAGUUGGGAGGUGGGUAAGAGAGGGGCUUCUACUGAGUGACUGGCUCAAGGGGCAGGUGGCUAGGAGACACCCAUUGCUCCUCAUGGCCAAAGUGCUUCAAGGUGCCUAUCAUAAGAGAGACCUGGGUUUCUCACAUUAGAGAACUGAAUGCAGCAAAUACAUAGGCUUUGAAACUAUCACAGUGUCUUUGUAAGAACUUAUGGCAAGCAUCUGUUUCAGUUUAUGCUGGGAUGACUGUUCCUCUUCUUGUUUAUGUGGUGCCUGAAACAUCUCAGUUUUGCUUUCUGCUGAAGGAACCAACUUUCUACUGAACAAAACUAUGAAAGGGGGGGGGGACAAGAAUGGAAGAAUGCAGAGUUACAGAAUGCAGACUCUUAACCUCGUUUAGUUAAACUGUUUCCUCCACUGCUGGCUGGUAUCCCUUCUACUUCAAAGAAAAUGGCAAUGGUAUUUGGUAUUUCAAAAUGGUAUUUCCUAAUGGCCAUGUUUGGAUGAUAAUAUCUUGGUUUAAUAAGCCAAGAUACCAGCAAGACUUUGGGGUGUGCACACAGCCCCUUCUCUCUUCUCUUUGCACAAACAAGUAAAUCAAUUGGAAGCCUUCCGUUAAUUAGUUUCCCAUUUCAUCUGAACUAGGAAACUAUGGCCAAUGGCUUCAAAACGAGGAAGGAUAGUAAGCCAAUGUCAAACCAAUAUAGAAAUGUUGGGAAUAAGCCAUCUUAAUCUAGUAAUAAGGGUUGUAUUCCUAAAGCAGUAGCUAUGCUGGGGUUGAAAAGAAAUGAUUACCUCUUAGUUGCCCUCUACUUCUUAAUCAGUCACCAGUGCAUGAAAUUAUAAGGAGCUGCCUUCAGACAUUCACUAGAAAUAGGGCUGCAUCUAGGAAAGUCAUCUCCUUAGUGUAUCAUUAUAAAAAAAAAAAAGUCAUCUCCUUAGUGCAAGGACUUUUGAUAUUUGAUAUUUCCUUUUUCACUUCUCUCCCUAUGUGCCCUCCCAAAUACUCCAGGAGUUUCCCUAAUCCUCCAGAUUUUAAAGCAGAGGUUGGAUGGCAACCUGUCAUGUAUAAUCUAGUUGAGAUUCCUGCAUUGCAGGGAGUUGGACUAGAUUACGCUCGGGGUCACGUUCAACUGUACAAUUAUAUGAUUCUAUGGUUCAGUUUUUGGAGAGGUGCAUGCAGAGAAAAGAGUGGGAGGAAGUUCUGUUGCACAGGUGGAGGGCUCUGCUAGAUACGACCCAUAGUUUAUAAAAAAUAUAGUUGGGGAGAGAAAUUUGCUUCAGACUAAUUUGCAGUUCCCCAAACAAUACCCAAACAAAAGCACACCUUUCCUGCAAAAUUCACGGUUCUCCAAAUUUUGUCAUACAGUUGUACAGCCAAAAAAUGUAUACAAGCUACAUAUACUGUGGGAAGGUGUGCAUGAAAAUUCAUAUAUAAGUAGAAACAACAAACAAAAGCACAUAAUGUUAGGGAAAAAAUGUUUUGCAAAUGUGUAUAGUUGCAUGCAUUAGAUUUUAUUGACCAACUAAAUACAGGUUACAGUGGUACCUCGGGUUAAGUACUUAAUUAGUUCCAGAGGUCUGUUCUUAACCUGAAACUGUUCUUAACCUGAAGCACCACUUUAGCUAAUGGGGCCUCCUGCUGCCACCGAGCUGCCGGAGCACGAUUUCUGUUCUUAUCCUGAAGCAAAGUUCUUAACCUGAAGCACUAUUUCUGGGUUAGCAGAGUCUGUAACCUGAAGUGUAUGUAACCUGAAACGUAUGUAACCCAAGGUACCACUGUAUAGCCAAAAACAAACAAACAAACACACACACACACACACACACAGCAGACAGCAGACAGGUCUCAGAAACGUAUUAAAACAAACACGAUUAAAGCAUUAUUAUACACAUCACAGAUAUACACAAAUGGUCAGAAAUUGUAGAAAACUCAGGGAGCAACACAGGACUCUUGGGUUUUCCUAAGUUGAGAACUUUUAUUGCAAACUUCGCUGUGUUGCACUGAAAGGCUGGUGAAUUUUCAUGAGGACUUAAAAAAAAAAGUUUGUUUGAACAUGUGAUGAACUGAGCUAAAGACUGGAAAAAUUAGAAAAUUACAGAAGAUUAAAUUGGCAGAUUCACCCAUCCCUACAUAAACACCCCAUUAAAUUGACUACAACAGCUGUGAGCCUUGAUUCUUGUAAAGAGUGGCACCAGCUGAUUUUUUUAAAAUAAAGUUCAAAGUCAAAACCUUUCUCUCCUCAUGAAAAGUGGACAUUUGGAUAAAAUGGGACCAAAAUUCUAAAAGAAAUCUGCUUUAGUUUUGAUAACUGAAAGAAAAAUGUGAUUUCUCUGGCUCACACAUAUCUUAUAAAAGGAUAGUUAGUAUUCUGAGAAAGUUGCUUCUCUUGAGAAUUUCUGUUUAUUUGUUGCACUUAGUCCUCCCUGCUUCCCAUUGAGUUUUGGUGAGUAUCAUUUAACUGCAACAGCAAGAAGAACAGCCAUUCAACGCGGUGCCAUUAUUAUUGUUUCUCCUUUUCCCCCCUAUAUGCAAGUUUAGUCACAUGGUUUGGUUUUUUAAAAUAGUUCUCUGAGAUCUUGACACAUGCCAUUUAUCGGUAGUGGCACACGCCCUGUGGAACGCCCUCCCACCAGAUGUCAAAGAGAAAAACAACUACCAGACUUUUAGAAGACAUCUGAAGGCAGCCCUGUUUAGGGAAGCUUUUAAUCUUUAAUAGACUAUUGUAUUUUAAUAUUCUGUUGGAAGCUGCCCAGAGUGGCUGGGGAAAUCCAGCCAGAUGGGAGGGGUAUUAAUUAUUAUUAUUAUUAUUAUUAUUAUCUAUCUAUCUAUCUAUCUAUCCAUCCUAGUUUGGAACUCUCAUUGUCUCUUUAUUUUCUCCUCUCCUAUAGAACAAAUGCUGUGGUUUGCUUAAGGGAGAGAGUGACUGGGGAAAGGCACAGUCCACAUAUAAUGGCUGUCAAUGUGACAGUAAAGACGCAGGGACAUCAGUUUGCAAAGGAGAUAAGUAUACAACGGUAAGAAGAAUGAAAAUGUGUUUCAUAAUUUUCCUUUGAGGGUUAUUGUUGUUUGGACUGCUUGAAUAUUCAUGGCGACAUGGCAAAUUACAUAGUGGUAAAGGGUUGCUCUAUUACUUGCCUCAAACACUUGUCACCUCUUACCUCGAAAGGUGAAAACUUAUGUUUCUGUUGCCUUUCUUGCAGUCCUAUUUAUUGAACUAGUUAGAGGCCAUGUGACAUAUCUGAAGAAGAGUAAUGGCCCCACCACAAAAUGUAUGCGCAUUGCACAUUGUGUUCUGUCUACCUUGGAAUGGGUUGCUUCUGGCGUGCGCAUUUGGAAUUCUCCUCCUAAUCAUUGCUGCUGUAUUAUGCAUUACAACAAGUCAUGUAUUGCAUUCCAGAAUUAAAUAUAAACAUACAGUACUGUAGCAUCUCCCCUGUACUAUAGCACACAGCGUGCGAUCCAGAACCUGAUGUGUUAAUGGAGGGCUGAGAAGAAGAAACAAAGUCUGCAAAAAAUUGAGAAUGAAAAUACUACAAGCUAUUUAAAAUUCUAAGUUGUACAUGGCUUCACAUUCAGUGUACAGUUUUCAACAAAUGUGAUGUGUUUGUUGCAUUUUGCUUGUAUCCUGCAUUUCUUCAUUGAUGGAAUUCCCAAUACCUCCAUUUUCUGAAUGUUGAGAACUCCAAUAUCACAGUUAUAAACUCAGGUACUUUCCCUGGAAUGAAGGUCAAAGACUUCUGGCAUUUCUGUGAUGUAUGGUCUAUUUACACACACAUGAACGUAUAUGUGUGUCCGUAUGGGCUUAGUAUGAAGUUUCACUGCAUUAACUUGAACAGAUAUUGGUUUCAUACUCCUCAAUCAUCCUGAUUUGAGUGGAACAUCACAGUUACAGAAGCCAUCCUGGCUUCUGAUUGGAUCCUGGAAUGUCCCAUUUUUUGGUCCGGUGCUCUAACGUGAGUCAGCUGGGUCAUGCCAGAACGCUGGACCAAAAGAUGCUUUUUUGUGGUCUCACACUCUUCUGCACAUCAGCUGGCUCCCGUGAGAGUUUGGGACCAAAAAACAAGAUUUUGAUCAGUGGGAUAUUGGAGGGUAUGAUAGCAUGAGUUUCACAGAGAAGAGCAUCAGACCUCUCUGGGUCCUGUCCCCCCCGGCACUGCCAGCUUCAAAAAGGAGGAAAGAGGAACCCAGCUGAGUCACCUCCAUCAACACAUAUGCAUUCCCAACACCUGUUUGGAGAUUAUGUACAUAUAAUAGCCAGAGAAUGCUGAAAAUUCACAUGAGAUAUGCAUAUUCCUCAAGGCCUGUUGAAAAUUGUGUAUAUAUAGUUCCCUCUUCCUGGAAGGAUUAUGUUCACUUUCUCCAUAAGGCCUGAUGAAUGUGCACAGGGGUAGCUUGUUAACCAUUCAAUUAAGAUUAAACUUGCAUAUAUGUUUUAAGACAAUAGAUAUUUGUUGUGCACUGUUUUGCCUUUCUGGUGCCAAGCCGCAAAUGGCUUAUAUUUGGCACAAGAUGGGAGAUUCCACUAGUUCGGUUCAUUCCCAUUAAGUGUUCAUGUUAGAAGCCUAUGAAUUACUAGCGAACAUUUCACUUGCAUUAAUUUUUGUCUCUUUUAUCCUUCAGCCUUGCAGAGAAGUAAUAAUGGAGUUCUUCAAGAAUAACAUGGUCAUUGUUAUGGGGAUAGCAUUUGGGCUGGCAUUCAUUGAGGUAUAUCUACAGCUAUUCUUGCUCUUUCUGUCUCACUCUUUCUCCAAGGAGCUCUGGGGAAAUGCCCCACUUUUGUGCAGCACUUUAGGCUGACUAAGAAGCCCUAGAAUGGCAUUUGUGUAAAUGUGUGUGGGUUUAAAAUGAGGAGAGGCAUCCUGGUGUGUGCUGCCUCCACUCCCAACCUUUGACCUGAAGAAGACUCCUCUGGGAGAGGAGGAGCCAAAGAACAGUUUGUCUCAGCUAGAGAUGAACCAAUCUGUUGAUUUCAGUUUCUCCCACUUAGUAUUUCCUGCCCACCUUAAACACAGUUUACCACAUUUCUGCAUCAGUUUGUAUUUUUGCCAUUCCUGACUGGCGCGAAUUGGUGGCCCUUGAUCUGUGAAUUCCACCAGCAUCAGCAGCCACAACAGAUGGUCUUCUUUUGGAAGAGUGACCUUGCUGUCUCAUGGAGCCACACAGACUGGUUUAAUCUGGUCACUAUGCAAUGCAUGGUGCCCAGCAAUAUCCACUCUUAGCCCAGAUGUGGUCCUGUGCAUGUUGUGAGCCCAUGGCCAACUCCCCCUUUGUCAGUAUCCAAACACUGCUGCAAAUCAGCUGUAUUGUCACUUAAACCACUGCUACUAAAUUUCAUCUGGAGCUGGAAGGAGCCGUGAAAUGUAAUAAUAUAAACGGCUGCUAAUAAAAAGGAAUAACAAAUGUUUAACAAAAUGAGCUGAUGACAAAUCAUGUGAUAAUUGUGUGGUAAUUAAUGAUGUGGGAAAUAUGUGGGCUGGGAGGUGAGGAAUUACACGGCUGCCCAUUUGCUUCGCUACUAGAGGAGUCAGACACGCAGCCUUUUUCUUACUAGCUAGGUUUGAAAAGAAUUAAAGGUAAAGGUAAAGGUACCCCUGCCCGUACGGGCCAGUCUUGCCAGACUCUAGGGUUGUGCGCUCAUCUCACUCUAUAGGCCGGGAGCCAGCGCUGUCCACAGACACUUCCGGGUCACGUGGCCAGCGUGACAAGCUGCAUCUGGCAAGCCAGCGCAGCACACGGAACGUCGUUUACCUUCCCGCUGGUAAGCGGUCCCUAUUUAUCUACUUGCACCCGGAGGUGCUUUUGAACUGCUAGGUUGGCAGGCGCUGGGACCGAACGAUGGGAGCGCACCCCGCCACGGGGAUUCGAACCGCCGACCAUGCGAUCGGCAAGUCCUAGGCGCUGAGGUUUUACCCACAGCGCCACCCGCGUCCCUUGAAAAGAAUUACAGGUUUCUAAUUAAAUUCUUAAAUUAAAUAAUUGAAAAGAAUUACAGGUUUCUAAUUAAAUUCUUUUUAAUUGAAAAGAAUUACAGGUUUCUAAUUAAAACUGAUCCUGAGAUGACCCCUUAUCCAUAUGCAUGCUGAACCUGAAAGUGUGUGUCUUAAAGGGAAAUAGUAUGUUUUGUUUUUUUAAAAAGUCUGUUUUGUAUAUUUGCAUUUGCUGAAUGGCUUUCAUAAGAAGUAAGGGGACCCCCUGGAAUGGUACGGAGAAUGGUGAAGAGGGAUGCAUUAGGUAAGGGGCUGAUCUGCUAAAAUUGAGUGCCCCCAUCCUGCCUCAGUGUGAGAGCUUUCCUCUAUGGCAAAGUCACUAUUAAACAAGUCAUUAGAAUAACAUCGUGAUUCAUUUCUGAUGAACCGAAGGGCUUCAUUCUGGGACGGUUCUCUCUGAGAGAGAAGUAGUAUGAAAAACCUUUAUUAGCUACUAUGAGAUUUGAUUCCCUCCCUACGUUACAGCAAAAAACAGCAGUACAAAUUCCAUAGAAGGCAAUGUCUUCACCCAUUAAAGCAAUCCAUCUUUCAGAAUAAAUUUAAGUUUCCCAUAGUGUGGUAUAUAAGGGUUUAAUUAAAAUCCCACUAUUCUCAAGUCAUACUUCUAAAAAUUACUUUGGAAAUGGUCUUCAGCAUAGCACAUUUCAUCUGUAUGUAAAUCCAAGAAAUUUGCAAACAAAAUGUUCUUGCUGUGCAUUUGCCUGUAUGUGGAGGAUAUUCUGAAGCUGCCAAAUCAUACCAUAAACAUCUUUCUUUUCCAGGUUCUUGGUCUGGUGUUUUCAAUGAGCCUUUACUGCCAAAUCCAGAGAAAAUGAAACCAUGGAAGUGUCAGAAAUAUGCCACCAGCCAAAUGAGAAACCUUUGUAGAUUGAGAGAUGGAUGUUUGGUUUGGCACCCGCAAAUAAAUGCCAGAAGCAGCUGUGAUGAUAACAGCCGAAGCACCAAUGGAUAAAUACUCUUCAUGACUUCUGAAAUAAAAUCUGUUUAAAAUUAGAGAAACUAAUGAUCAGUCACUGGUUUCUUUGUAAUGCAAUACAUACCUAUGUGUACACUUCUGCCACC
Molecule: messenger RNA, 82699 nt
Organism: Podarcis lilfordi (Lilford's wall lizard)
Lineage: Eukaryota; Metazoa; Chordata; Lepidosauria; Squamata; Lacertidae
Source: the annotation of a GenBank genome assembly